Messenger RNA from Podarcis lilfordi (Lilford's wall lizard), 76369 nucleotides. Lineage: Eukaryota; Metazoa; Chordata; Lepidosauria; Squamata; Lacertidae. The record is from the annotation of a GenBank genome assembly.
AAAGGAGACGGGCAAGCUCCUCCGUGCUGGACGUCGGCGGGUCUUACACCACCCGCGAACGUACGGGGGGGAGGAAGUCUCUAAAUCGGGGCGAAACCGCCAACGGGGAGGCCGCCGCCGCCGCCGCCAGUGGCUUCGCUGACCCUGUGGGGGAUAAACGCUUGCGCGCACCCCGGGGGUGACGACCCCAGCGGAGGGAUACCUCUUUUUCAGCCAAGGAACGUCUGAGACGAGCGGAGGGGGACGGCAAGGAUAGAACCGCCGCCGAUCCUUGACGUGUGGGAGGAGAGGGGGGGGCUGCCGGCUCCGCGGCAGGGAGCGCCAAGGCGGGCAGGAGGAGAACACCCGCUGCUGGCGAGUGGGGGGGGGGGAGAACGGGGGCCCCCGGGCCCCUUUGGGGGUAAAGUAGUCCCCGGCCUCCCCCUACGCCGCUGGAGGGGGUACGGUGCGGAGGCAGACGGCGCACUGAUCGGUGCUGCGGCUUCAGCUGAUAAUUGAAGGGAAGAGGCGCCGGGCAGGACAGAAAAGGAGCCGGAGAGCCACAGAGCGCUUUUGCAGAGGCCGCGUCGGGAUAAACUAGGUACUGUGGCUCGAGGCGGACCAGGCCUGUUUUUCAACGCCGGGGUUUCUGUGGGAGGGAAAGCGACUCUUCGGCUCCCCCCCUCCCCUCCGCCCGUUCUUCGCCGGGGGGCCGGAGUCGGGGAAUGUGGGGCGGCGUUGGGUGAGAACAUGACAGGGGGAGGUUGGUGGUGAGGUAGUCCCGGGCCAGACGGGGGCGGGUGGGAGAGAAAGGGGAAGGUUGGUGGUAUGUGUGUGUGUGGUGGCUUUGAGGCCUUGAAUAGGUUUUCAGGAAGUCCUCGCCAUAAAGAGGUCUCCUAAUAUGUACCUAAUAUACAAGGUGUUGGGGGGGGCGGAGGAGGAGGAGGAAAUACUAAACGGAAAAGGUUGGCUUCUUUCUCCCCGACCCCCUCGCUCCGUUCCUAAGAAGAGGAAUAGUGAAGAGGAGAAGCAGCCAGGGUGGCAGAAAUGGGAGCUGACAAAAUGGCCAAACGGCUGCCUGAAGCUUUAUCGUCAUUCAGCCCUUCCCUUCUUUUCUUCGCCUUCCACGCUCCCGUGUAAGCGGCUCUCUGUUCAUGGGAUGAAUCUGGACCCCACCUUUUAUGCCUGGGUUCACAGGAGCGCAGGAUGCCCCAUAUCGCAGCCGUACUCCUCUUUGCGGGCCUACCUUUAAACCUCCCCCCCCCCGCCACGGUUAAGAUUGGCGUUCUGGCUUGUGUGUGAUUAAAUACAAAAGGACAAUGUCAGUGUUGACACUGCGCCCGGGUUUGUAUUCGGCCCUGCUUCACAAACUCCCCCCAACCUCUUUGCUAGCCCCUGUCCUCCCCAGGGAGGCCCCUUUUUAUUUUGUUUUCUUGAAGUGAGCUACUGAGUCCCACGGAAUUAGGCGUAGGGGAGGGUGGAAAGCAGCCCCCUUUUAGCCCAACGGCGGCGUCGGCGUCGACAAUAAAAAAAAGAGAGAAAUGCUAAAUGAUCUGCUGACUCCAUAUUGGCCUGGCUUUGGGGGCUGGGGAAGGGGGAAAUCGUACUCUGCUAAGCGGAAAAGGGUGUUUGUUUAUCCAGUCCCUUUCGGCACUUGGUCCCAUUACCGGAGCAGAUUCCUUUCACCCCUAUGAUUUUAGAGUUGGUUUGUGUUCCUGACGCCUUCGAGAAGAAACUAGCGUGAGGCUUGUUUGCAUAACGCGUCGUAUUUGGCUAUUUACAUUCUUUUUUUCUCCUCACGCCUCGCUUUUGUAUCUGCCGACUACUACCGGGCUAGCAUUCAAACUGAUACCGGGGCUUUUGCCAGCCGUACAGGCCCAGCCUCCUGCUGUACAACUUUUAUUGUUCCUCCUAAUGGCUAGUCCUGUCGGGGUGGGGUGUUCUUCGCAGUAGGGUUUUUAAAGGCAUCAGGAAUUCGAAAAAGUUUAGAUUAGGAACAAGGAAACAUUAGGGCGGGGUGAGUGGAAAGUUUUAUCGGAGGCUUUAGGGAAAAACAACGAUGUAUGGAACAAAGGUCCUGCCUGUAUCAGAGGCCUACAUACUAGGCCUGACUAUGUCGCAUUUACACAGAGGAAAGAAAUGAGAUCUUGGCAUUGGUCUAUGGAUUCAGUGCCUGCCAUGCAUUUGAGAAACGUUUCUAGAAUUCGUGUAGCUGGAUUUCAGGAUUGUUUUCAUACUGCAACCAAGAUUUAAUAGUUCUGCUGUGGUUUUUUUUUUUUUUAAUGAAAGUAGUUGUUCUCAUAACCCUUUUCAUCAGCAGGAGAAUUGAUUUGAUACAGAUUUAAGGCAAGAUCCCAUUUUUUAAAAAACAAAGUGAUUUUCAUAACUGUGACUUUAUGGAAAUACCCUUGGUACUGUUAGGCCUGUCCAACUUUUUUUUUCAAAAAAAUAUUAAGGGGGGAUUCAAGGAAAAUGGGGCAAGAUCCUUUGCAGUGAAAAGGAGAAACCUUUCAUAGCAACCCAAAAUGAAGUUUUCUUCAAAACGUGUAUACAUAAAUGUGAACAGAAAUGUUGCCCUUUUGGGGGUGGGAGGGAUAGUUUUUAUUCCUUUUAUUGCAUUCAACUUAUUCUGAAGAAAGGCAACCAAUAACUUUGAGACUGUUUAAAAAUACUGAUAUAAAAUAAAGCUCUUUUAAAUUUAAAGAUUUGUCCACAUUUAUACAUUCAGUCCACCAGAACCUUCAACUAACUUUAUCUUUUAAAAAGGUAAACAUUAUUACCUUGUAUUAUUUAAGUGCAGCUUUUAAAUUACUGCUUGCCUUUCUCUAAAAUUUAAGAAAGCUGAUGCAUUGGAAGUGGUCUAGAAGAUAAAAGGUGAUGCAUGAAUAGAAACUAAUCUCCAGCACCAUCACUUAUGUAUCAGCAGGUGUUGUGUUGCUGCUGUUUCUGUGUUUUGAUAAUUUUUUUAUGCCUUUCUUUCAGGUACCUCUGACUUUCCUCUAUCUUUGUGUUGCACACAUGCAUACAGUUAAAAUCAGGGGUAGGCAACCUAAGGCUCGUGGGCCAGAUGCGGCCCACUUGCCUUCUCAAUCCGGCCCGCGGAUGGUUCAGGAAUCAGCGUGUUUUUACAUGAGUAGAAUGUGUGCUUUUAUUUAAAAUGCAUCUCUGGGUUAUUUGUGGGGCAUAGGAAUUCAUUCAUCUCCCCCCCCCCCAAAAAAAAAUAUAGUCCGGCCCCCCACAUGGUCUGAGAGAUGGUGGACCGGCCCAUGACUGGAAAAGAUUGCUGACUCCUGAGUUAAAUGCUAUACAAAAUAAGAGUGGCCACCAGAUAGAAGGCUGUGUUUGAUGCCACUUUAGAUUGAUUGCUAGGAGUUACAUCCUCUCUUCUGUAAGAGAUAUGAAAGGCUGUGAAGGAAGCUGUAGAAGAUCAAGGCCCUGGGGCUGUAUUACAAGAUAAUACAAGAGAAAGAUAAUAUGAAAUAAGAAGUUAGGUAGAUAUGGGGUGGCUUGAAAAACAUGGGAAGUGUACCAAAGUUAUGUUGUUCAUUUACAGUAAACAAUUUUAAUAUUGUGGAAUCUAAUCAAUGGGAUCAAUGUUAUCUGCUAUAGUUUUGCAGCUCUGAUACUCCUGAGGGUCUUGUUACCUUGGUGUGUAAGUGAUGCUGGCACCCAGGAACUAAACAAUAGUUCAAGUGAGAAUGAAUAUUUAUCUACCAUAUGCUUUGGACUGGUAGGGAGCUACAUCUAUCAAAAACCAUAUUGUAACAUGGAGCAAGGAGGAAGUUGUAAAAAGGCCCAAGUGACUUGCAUGCACCUGUAAUUGAUACAAAAAGACACCCUGAAAUUGAUAGCUUCUGAUAAGGCUGUUAAAUAUCAAAGACAUUUUUAAAAAGACAAUUUUCAUAAAUAAUUUUGUUUCUUUAGCUUAGAAGCAGCUAUUUUAAAUUAGAAUUGGCAAAUUUCAAGAUAUCUAACCUUCAGGAACCGUUGAAUAUAUCUGGACAGCUGUGGUAGAGCAGGAACUCUGAAACCAUUUAAAAUGUUGUAGGGCAGGCAACAACUGAGUUAUGAGAAUAAAAGCAUCUCUUUUCCACACACCUGAACAAGUUUCAUAACUUAUUUCCUCUCCCUACAAAACCCUGGUAGAGUGAUUCUGUUUGUGGGGGGAUUGGGAUAUCACACAGAAUUCUUUAUGCCCUUUCCAUACUAAAGCAUUCAUUGGAGAAAGGCAUGGCACUUAAAAUUGCUAUAAAAACCAAUGUCUCCAGUGAACAUAAUUUGGACUUAUUUUACAUAUUGGUCACUAUUGAAAUUUAAGUGAGUAGCUGAGUUGCCUGCAAGUGUUGUGGAGUUAAUAAUUCAGUAGGCUCAGAUAAGCUUGGAUGCAAGGACCUCUAACUAAAUGUGAAUAAAGUGUAAACCUCAAAUGCCACAUUUCUAGAAGAAGUUAACCUGGCUUAGAAUCUGGGCCUUCAUUAAUGCUCUGUGCGAAAGAUAACAAGCUGGUGCCUGUGAGUUGGAUCUGAAUUCCAAAGCAGCAUUAUCUAGUCCCUAGUUAGCCCUACCAGCUUCUAAUCAAGGCUCAGUAACAAUUUUUACUUAGCGUUCCGCUUGAAUGAGAAUUACUUAUAUAUGUUAAGAUUGCCUUUCCAUAGUAGGCAAGAAAUAGUGAAGAACUGCUGCUGGACAAUUAGCUGCUAUUUAAUUCCUCAGUCGCUUAAUCACUGACUUCCUGGCAAUUGAGUAUAUGCUGCAUACCUGUGAAGCCAUUAAUACAAAAUGAUGCCAAUUAGGAUUCAAUAUCUGUCCAAUCAAAAACACUGUCAGUAUUGUCGAUCCUUUAAUAUUAUAACAACAAAAAAGAUAAUCAGGUUCAAUAGAGUAACAAGAAAGUUGUUUUGUGACCCUAUGGCUAGCUUUCAAAAAUUGCCAUCAUUUUUAUUCCAUGUUUAUGCACCUCUUUCCCAAGGACUUCAGCGUGGUGUACAGUAUCUCCUCCAUUACCCUUGCCACAACCCUGGGAAGUAGGUUAGUCUGAGUAGGAGUGGUCUAAUGUUGAAGUGAUCAUGAAUGAAUGGGAAUUAGAACCAGAGUCUUACUUAUCUAGUGCGAUAACAAGUACAUAACAAGGCAAAGACCUCUGCCACUCCCUACUUGUAUUUGGAGAUGACUGCAGCUAUAAAUGGGUAACUAGUACUAGAUUUAGCCCCCUGGCUACUGCAGAGGAAGGGACAACCUGUUUUUCCUCUUACUGAUAAAUGUUUCUGUAAUUAAAUAAAAAUGGUAGGCUGGCAUCUACCCAGUGGCAUGCUUGGAAUAUUUGACAAUGAGUAAAUAGGCAGUCAGUUAACCUGUUUCAGAACUUGCAUGCCUGUCUUAAUGCCACUUAUUCUGAUCAUCUGUAAGUGGUUGGAUUGUUUGAGCCCCUGAGCAAGGACCUGGAGAACAGAAUAGCUCCUGAAAAUAAAUAAUCUGGCAUAUAUUUUAAUUGGUGCUCAGUGAGUUCUUCACUUGCAGAAUUUCUGUUGCUGGAAGUUCUACUGAAAUCACUUCUUACGAAGUCGACUCCAAUAAUUAAGGUUUAAUAAUUUUCGUUCUUGUUUUAAGGUGCCAUAAGACUUUUGCUGCAAAAGGCAAAUUGCUUGGCAGAGGUAUUUGGAGCUAGUCUUCAGUUUGGCUGAAAGUGAGUUUCCCUGAGCUUCCUUAAAUCACCUAGUUAGCCUUUUCUACUCCCAACAGUACUGUUAGGUCUGCCUAGGAAUGUUUACUUUAGUAGUAGUAAUAAUUUAUUCAGCUUACAUACUGCCCUUUAUCAAAAGAUCAAAGGUUGAUGGACAACAUUAAAAACAUAUUUUAUGGAGCAUAAUAAUAAAAACAUAAAACAAAGUAUAAUCGUAGACAGCACAGUAGUAAAAAUAAUCAUCAUUACAUUCCCCCCACCUUGAACAAGCCAUAGAUUAUUUAAUGGCUGAAGGCCUGGGUAAAGAGGAAUGUUUUUGCCUGGUGCCUAAAGAUAUGUAAUGAUAGUGCCAGGUGAGCCUCUCUGGGGAGAGAAUCCACAGAUGGGGAGCCACCACAGAAAAGGCCUGUCCUCUUGUUGUCACCCUCUGAACUCAGAGAGGGGGAACAUAGGGAAGAGUCUCGGAUGACAAGCACAGUGUCCAGGUCAGUUCAUAUAGGGAGAGGUGGCUCUUAAGGUAUUGAGGUCCUGAGCCAUGUUGGACAUUUUGAAUUGGGCCCGGAAACUAAUCGGUAGCCAGUGCAGUCUGGCCUGGAUUGGCAUUAUAUUCUCAAUUGUAUAUAGUUUGGAAAAAAAGAAAGUGUGCAUUUCCAGUCAAUAUUAUUAUUUCUUCAUCUGCUGGGCUCAUAGCUAGUUUUCAGUUAACCUAGCGUACUGUCUUGGUGAAUAAAACAAAGUAUAGUGGUACCUCAGGUUACAGACGCUUCAGGUUACAGACUCCGCUAACCCAGAAAUAGUGCUUCAGGUUAAGAACUUUGCUUCAGGAUGAGAACAGAAAUCGUGCUCCAGUGGGAGGCCCCAUUAGCUAAAGUGGUGCUUCAGGUUAAGAACAGUUUCAGGUUAAGUACGGACCUCCAGAAAGAAUUAAGUACUUAACCCGAGGUACCACUGUAUAAAUCAAGUUUAACUAAUAUUUGGUCUUCAGCUUUUCUGGUGUGUGUAGUUGCUUGAACUCCAAGCACCUCCAGCUACAAAGUAGCAAAUAUCCUGGGAUAUGAAGUGGCGCUCCAACAUUAAACACAGGAGUGUAUCUAGGAUAAGAAGUUUGUUGUUAAGUUUAUGCCUUAAUGGCUGUAGAUUUUGUCCAUCUGUUUGCCUGCUCAGUCACCUGGUAGUUAGUUAUUGGUUCAAAGGGAUGUGCUUGAGCAGGGGUAGUCAACCUUUUUAUACCUACCGCCCAUUAGCGAGCUGGUCUUUGACCGUUAUAAAUUAUCUAUCUACCGCCCACUAAUGCAUCUUUCUUGAUGGUAAAAUUUCCUUACCACCCACCAGGGAUCGAUGCAAGGAGGAUUCAGCUUGUGCUGUAGAACCCCCUACUGCCCACCUAGAAUCCUGAAGCACCCACUAGUGGGCGGUAGGGACCAGGUUGACAACCCCUGUGCUAGGGGCUAGAGUGGGAGUAGAAGGGGCGGUGGGAAGCUUGCAGUUGUGAUGGUCAGGAGAAAAUGUAGUGGAAAAGCAAAUACAGCUAUGGACACAAACCAAGGUAGCUGGGCCUCUGAACCCAAGCAACCUGAAAUAGGAUACAACAAUUAGUGGUAAUACAACUUUAAUUAUAUAUAAUUCUGGAUGCGAUAUGAGGAGUACAACUGUAUAUGUACCUUUUAACUCUGAUAGAAUCAGCUGAGCUGUUGAUAGGAUUUCAGUAAAUGAUUAGGAGACUGAUGGUGAUGUACAGAUAUCUUGGUUCUUGAAAGAUGUAUCUUGCUUAACUUGUCUCAUGUGUUAGACCAAGACCAGAGAUCAGCUAAAGGCUCAAAAAGUGCACUGUCCACCCAACUGCUGGCUUUCUGGAUGAUACUAUUUUUGGACAUUAUGUUGAGAUGAGCCAGGCUUAUUCUUGGCUAUUUCUAUCAGGACAGCAAGUCUAGCUUCUUGGGGCUGGUGUGAAUCCUUGGCCCUCCAUUGCAUUUACUUUUGUAUUAAAUAAUAUUGAGCCUUUCACAUAUGGUUCAGUUUGGGAGUCUGGGAGCUGGGGAGAUAGCAUGUUCUGAACAGGGUUGCUGUCCUUUAGCUUGGGAAUUUUCAUGUAUCCAGUGCUACCACUGGAGGUUCAGGUAGCUUCAGUGGCUAGCAUUGUCUUUUUCUAGCUCUGGCUGGUUCUCUAGCUGUGGCCUCACUUGGGCAGGGAUGACUUGGCCACGGUUUCCAUGCUGUGGUAACAUCCAGAUCGAACUAUUGCCAUGUGCUCUUCUUGAGAUUGCCCUUGAAGACUAUUUGGAAAGUUAAACGGCAACAAAUGUGCAGCUCAUCUAAUACCUCCUGCUUUAAUACAGCUGCGCUGGUUGCCAGGUUGUUUCUGGGUCCCAUUCAAAGUGCUUAUGUUAGUGUUUCUAGCCCUAAAUGACUUUGGCUUCAAAUAUUUGAAAUGCUAUAUAUGGUAUGGCUACCAUAUAUUCUCUAACAUUGGUGUCAGAUGAAGUUUGGUGCUCUAACUGUGCUUACAAAGUCCAAGGUUUCUCUCCUUUUCCCCAUCCAAUCUUCAGACAUGGUGUAUCUGCCAAUCAUACAUCUUGUCACUGCUGAAUCUAGAUUAAGCAGCUUUGCUGAGGAGAAGGGGACUUGAUUGGAAGGAAGUAAAUUUAGUACAUACGUGAGGUAAAUACUGGAAUAGGUCAGCUUGUUCAACUUUAGCAUAUUUGCUUCACUAUGUGCAAAGUAGAACUGUGGCACAAUGCCCUCUGAGAGCUGCAGAUGUUAAGUAUUAAGAAGUUGGGAAAUACAGUAAAGUAGAGCAGUGAUUCCCAAACUUUUUUCUCAUGGCCACUUGAAAAUUGCUCAGGGUGUUAGUGGACCACCUAAUGAUUUUUCUGUCCAUUGUAAAAGUUGUAAUGCACUGUGCUGUAUGAUUUUUAAUUGUAUUUUUGUGGUUCUUUCUCUCCUCUUUGAUUGUAUUUUAUUACAUUCCAGUUUGAAUUCUAAUACAAUCAAGAACAAUAAGCCACAAUUAAAAUCAAUUUGAAUAUUUAAUGUGUACACACCACAGACCAGCUUCAUGAAACAAGUGUACAACUAGUGGUCCAGGGACCACUGUUUGGGAACCCUUGAGAUAGAGAAAUAAAUGUGUGUUUUGGUCUAGGAAUAUAGGACUGAAAACACUGACUGCGUAUUUGAACAAAACUUCGAUUACAGCUUGUGGGUUGUCAGGGGUGAGACAUAGGUUGAAUUUGUGUGACUUAGCUCCCAAUGGGUACAGUAGGACUAGAGGAGGAACAAUAUACUGGUAAUCUCUCUGGGAGCCUGCACACCUGUGUGGACUGCCCAAAGUAUAUCUUAGCGUUAUGUGCAAACCAAGUCAUGCCAAAGGAAUUUCUCUUAAGGUAUUUGCUAACAAGAUUAUUUUAGUUAGAGAGAUGUGCCGCUUAUCCAUUAAACAUGUGAGAUUUGUUACCUAUUAUUAUUUUUUAAUUUAUGAAUCACCUCUUACAUAUGUGUUAGGGUGAUUCAGAAAUAUCAUAAACACAGCUGAAAUAGUUUUUAAAACAGUACAGAAAUAACUGAAGAGGGAUGAUCAUUGUGUACUGUUUUUAAACCUAAGGCAGAUAACUUUUCAUCCAGUUGGAAAAGCCUGUCAAAACAAGAAGGUAUUCAGUUGAUUCUGGAAAGUACUGAUAGUGGGCGUCUGUCUUAUCCUGACAGGAAUGCUGUGCCACAGAACAGGGACAGCCACACUGAAAGCCCUGCUCUGGCCACUAUGAAGUGGUCUUCUGAUAUAUUUGGGACUUGGAUGAGAAACAGUCCUAAAGAAUGUAGUGUAACCUACUGGGUACAUAAAAGUCAGUCUUCUCAAGUAACCUGGUCCUGAACUUUGUGACCUUAUAUGUUAGUACCAAAACAUGGAAUUUGACCACUAACAGAUUGACAGCCGGUAAAAAAAAAAUUCCCAAGCAUGAUGCUGGUGGUUGCUUGCCAUCACAAGAAUCCUAGUCACCAUGUUCUGCAACUAGCAGCAGCUUUCUGGACCAACCUCAAGGGUAGCCCUCAUAUAGAGCAUGUUACAAUAAUCGAGCCUUGAGGUUACUAGGGCUCACAGUAUCCCAAUCCAGAAAUGGCCGUAAUAGUCUUACCUGCUGAAACUGAUAAAAGGCAGUCCUAGACACUGAGGACACUUGCACCUCCUCCAGGGAGUAUUGAACCCCAUCCAGAUGGGCAACAUAUUGACUUCCCAGAUCUGGGAACCACUUACCAAUGGAGCCUCCAUCUUGCCAGGAUUGAGAAUCAGUUUAUUAGGUUUCAUCCAAGCUAACACUGCAUACAGACACCUUCUUAACCAUUCCAGAUUCAUUUGCUACAGAGACAUAGAGAUGUAUGUAUUGUUGACAUCUUGCUCCAUUUUUCCUAAUCAUGGCAACCAAAGGCUUAGCAUAGAUAUUAAAUAGCAGUAGAGACUGCAUGGUGCUCUGUGGCACCCCAGAGUUUAAGAGCCAAGAAACAAUCAUCCAGUUCAAGAUGGUUUGAGCAUAUAAUGCCAAUCUUGAUCUAAUUGCAUGCACUGCCAUUUAGUUUCUGGGCCCAAUUUAAAGUGCUGGUUUUGACCUAUAAAGCCUUAAAUGGCUCAGGACUGUAAUAACUCAAGGACUCUGCCUCCUGUAUGAACCGCCCCAGACCCUGUGAUCAUAAUCUUAGGCCCUUCUCCAUGUGCCUCCUCAGUGAGAGGUCUGGAGAGCAGAAACACAAGAACAGGCCUUUCUGCUGUGGCUUCCCACAUGUGGAAUGCUCUCCCCAGGGAGUGUCUACUGGUGCCUUCAUUACAUAUCUUUAAGCAUCAGGCAAAAACAUUCCUCUUCUCCCAGGCCUUUAAUUAGCCAAUCUAUGGCCUUUUAAACUUUUCAGUAAUAAUCUAGAUCAGGGGUUGUCAGCCUGGUCCCUACCGCCCACCAGUGGGCAUUUCAGGAUUCUAGGUGGGUGGUAGGGGGUUCUACGGUACAAGCUGAAUCCUCCUUCCAUCGAGCACUGGUGGACAGUAAGAAAAUUUUACCAUCAAGAAAGAUGCAUUAGUGGGUGGUAGGUAUAAAAAGGUUGACUACCCCUGAUCUAGAACCAUCCCUCAAGGCAGUGUUUCUCAAACUUGCACCCCAGCUGUUGCUGGACUAUAACUCCCAUCAUCCCUGACCACUGGUCCUGCUAGUUAGGGAUGAUGGGAGUUGUAGUCGAACAGUAGCUGGAGACCCAAGUUUGAGAAACACUGCCUUAAGUUUAAACCAUAGCCAUUGCAGGAUAGAUUCCUCAUCUCAUAGACUGUCUGACGAUACCAUGGUCAAUUGUAUCAGAAGUUCAUAAGAGAUUGAGCAAGGGUUUACUCCCCUCCCUCUGAAGGCUGAUCCAGUCCUGAGCCCAGAUCAUAACCCAGAUAAUUUGCUUCCUACAAGAACGUCUAAAAUUGCGCUCAGUACAUUACCCUUAGGUCAGGGUUCCCUUUACCUUACCCUUAAAGUGGAUAUUUUCAACUGUUAAAUGCCAUCAGGUCCAAGAUGAGGUUUAAGAGUGGCCACACAGCUGCCUCCUUCAAGGUGCCAGGCACACCCCUCUCAUACAAAGGCACAUUCACCACACCCUGAACCCACCCAGGCUUUAAUUAGCCAUGACGGACAAGGGUUGUGAGGGGGAAAUAGUUGAAUGCAUGUUCACAAACACGUUGCUAGCAUCAUCAGGCUGCAAAAACUGAAGCUGCUUCUAAUAGUCAGUGGUCCUGGAAUCUCAAUGACAUAGUUAAAAACAAAUGCAAUGCUAUGACAUGUAUCCUUAAAGUCAUGUUGACUUUAGGAAUAUUAUCAAUUGUUGAACCUUACUGCUUUAUGAAGGUGGCAAAAGCUGAUGUUUGAUCACAUAUGCCCAACCUUGGCCUAAAGUGUGUGUGUGUGUGUGUGUGUGUGUGUGUAGAUAGAUAUUACUCUUUGAGACUGGUUACCAAGACAAGUUUUUGUGAUUUCAGUCGUCUUAGAAUGUUGGCAGAUCAACCUUGGCGUAUAUAUGUAGAAGAGCAAAUAUACCCAACUUAGCUUCAUCGUCUCACUUUGACGGCUUUCAUGAGCAGAAGGUCAAUAUUAGCAUGGAAUCCUUUAGGAAUUGGAUCUUUGUGAAUUCCUGUGCAAAGUGACCUGAAUCAUUCAGACUAUUGUCUGCAUCAGAACUGAGCAAUCCACCACUUUCCCCCCUUCUCCAAGUAUUGUGAUGCAAUAUCUUUAAAGGGCAGAGCUAUAUGGACAUGCACAGACUUGGUGCUUUCACUUUCUUAGUAUAAAGUCUUAAUGGUGCACGCAUGUUCAUUCUACCAAGCAGUGACCAACCUAAUGUAAAAUCCUAACCAGCUACACCUGUGUCACUGUGAAAAGUGCAGGUGCAUCCUGCUUGCUAUUGAGUGCGUGUGAACAGAGAUAACAGUUGAAUAAGGUGAGACUGUGUGAUAUAAUGGAGGGCAGCUGUUUUCUUAAGAGAGUUAUGGGGUAGAGGGAGCAAGUGCUUAUGUUAGUUUGGCACUGUGUGUCUAACAGCAGGAUAGGCCUGCAUUCCUGCUAUUGAAACUGGAAGAUAAUAUAUAAUAAAAUAGACUACCACUUAGAAAAGGAUUUUAUUUUUUAAAACCGACAAUUUAAUAUUUGACCAAUAAAUUGAGUGGUGUCACAGUCUACAUUUUAAAAAUGACAUAACAGCAGGUGAGAGGAAGAAACAGGUGGUGUGCCAUCCAGACUUCCCGUUGAAAAUGGUCAAGUAUGCAUGUAAAAUUUAAACCAUAAAUGUCAGUUUAACAUUAACAUAUAGGAGUGUAGUGCUGCCUGCUGCUGAAAAGUUUAUGCUGCACUCCUUUCCUGCUCUUGCUGCUGCUGCACUGCAGACAAAUCAAACUACAGUAGGACUUGUCAUAUCCCUCCAAACCCAGGUUCAUGGUUUGUUUCCCCCAAGAGCAAGCCUUGGUUACCCAUGGCUUGUUUGGAGAGAAACAAACCAUGAGCUUUGGUUCAAGCAUCCUCUCAAGUCAGACUCUGAUUUGUUCCCCGGCAGUAUGGCAGCAGUAGGAACAGGGCAGGCUUAUAAACUAAUAAGACAAAUAAUAAAAUAAGAUUAACUUUUCACGGCACCAGCUUCUCUCCAAGCAGUGGAGCCCAUGAAGGGUAAUCCAGAUAGGGUGCCAUGGCUCUUAGUAUCUGCUACAGAAUUCUGUAGGACAAAUGGAUGUGUUCAAAUGGGUUAAAUGGCCUGCCCACAUACCUAUGGGGUUGGCUGCCAUUCAUGGAAGGUAGGAAGGCACUGUUGGGAACAGAAGCUUUGCAACUUCCCUUCCUAUGAUGUUUCUGCAAUAUACAGGCUGUCCUUCAACACAUCCUUCCUGUUAUAAUGGCAGGAGGUUUGUUAGUCAUGUGUUUAAGAAAAUUAAUUAGCAACACUCUUCUUAAAAAACAGUACUUACAGAGACCAUGGAGACAGCACUGGCUGCUGUUGUCAGUAAGUUUAAUGUGGCAAAGGCAGUGUUUUUUUCUGGGGGGAUGUGGGGGUACACAUACCCCCAAAUGUUUUGUGAAUCUAAGUUUGGUCUCAUUGAGGGGCAGUAUUUCAAUAUGAGUAGGAAUAUGAGAGUACCCCUAAACAGUUUUUUCUAGAGAAAAAAGAGCACUGAAUAAAGUAAACGGGUUGUGAUCUCAAAUACAGUUGAUAAGAGGCAAAAGAAGCUUCUUACUCCAGCUCUAGGAGUCAGAAGGGGCAGGUUGCUGCUUUAGUCACUUGACCAUGUUUCUUCCCUCUAGGGCUGUGGCAGACUAAACAUCUUCCCAUUGUGUCUCUUCUCAUAACCCAACUCAGCCAGGAGCAGUGAUUCGGAAGUGAAGGGCAGUUCACUACGUAACAAGUGGAAAAAUUACCACUGUUGGUUCAUUCUUUUGAAACUUUUUUUCUGAGCAUGUUUUGUUUCAUAAAACAUCAGUUUUAUAAAUGAAAAAUUUCCUUUGGAUUAUGUCUUUUCGCUUUACAGUAGUUCCCAUGCUACUCCAAUUUAGUAACAGGAAGGGGAUGAAUGUAUAUGAACACAUGUAUGGACACAACACUUACUAGAUGAUCAUGGACUGUUCAGUGUCUGUCUAUUGAAGCAGCUAUUGAUUAAUGUCUGAUGUUUCCAUUUAAUAAGGGAAAGUUUAACCAAAUGUAGUUAUGGACUGGGGUAUAAAUAAUGAGAUAGGUAUGUUGUGCACAUGUCAGUCUCUCUAAGUAGUGAGAGAUUUCAAGAGUGCCAGCAUACAACUCAGGCUUAGAUGAAGGACAUUCUGUCUGGUUUUUGUGUGAUAGAUGUUUUUAUUUACACACAAAUAAUAUUGCUACCCUAUUGGAUCUCUCAUUGUCCCCCUGCCCUGCAAGCCAGAACUUUGGAUUCAGCACACAGAGCAAGUCAAGCCUGAGUCUCUUUCCAGCCCAAUUUUCUUCUUAUACUUGCCCCAUUGCAUUCCCUCCAGACAGACAGGAGAGAAGCCCCCCCCCCUUUAUUCUGCUUCUGAAAGCAUCAGUUAGUAGUUUCUGUGGCAACCAGUCAGCUGAAUUCUUAAGUCAUGCAGAGAAAUACUUAACACAUAGCUAGAACUAUUAACUUAACAAAGAAGCUUGUUUGAUCACUUUAGCAGUUUGUCUUUCUGUCCCAACCUUGGGCUUUGAGGAGACCAGAAUAUGCCAACUAGGCUACCCGCCCCAAAAAACCCCCAAAACCCUCUAAAACAGGAAAAGAAAAGUGAGAAGCAGAUAAAUGCUGAUCACAAAAAAAUCCUAUAUAUAUACUACCAUGAACAUCCUAAUUCCAAAAAGAAUAUUGGAGUUAAUAUUGUACGAUAAAAAUGUUAAUGUGAAUUAUCAGAGUUGAUUAUAUAUUGGAGCCACAAUUGAUGGUGUGUCCAGACUGAAUUGAGAUGUAGAAGCAAGUAUUUCUAUAUAUUUGAAUAUUGCUUUCAGUGAGCAUGACCAUGCUUUAUCUCCAAAUACUGAAUAAUCUCAUGGUUUAUGUGAUCUGUAGUGAACAAAGGCAGCCCUUUUUCUUAUCCUUCAGUGGUGAGCUGAGUGGUGGCUUAUAGAAUAGGGAGAAAGGGUUAGCCCUGGUAUAAAGUGCACAUAGAUUGAAUCAUAGAACUGUAGAGUUGGAAGGGACCACAGAGAUUAUCUGGUCCAACCCUCUGCAGUGCAGGAAUCUUUUGCCCAACAUUCGUCUUGAACCCACGCCCCUGAGAUUAAGUGUCUCAUGCCUUACCGACUGAGCUAUUGGCGUCUGAAUAGAAUCCAUGACAAUCCCCAGCACUGGCAUGAUGUCAUGAACGCUGCUGUCGGCAGUUAAGGGCAAAAGUUUGAUCUGACUCAUUAACUUUUUUUUUGGUUUGUUCGCUUUUUAAAAACAACUGGCCAGCUGAUUAAAUCUUGGCUGCCUCAAAAAUGCAUAAAUGUUAACAUUUUGCAUAGUGUAAUAUAUGUAGUCAAAAAUUAAAAAGUGGGGUAGUUACAUAUGUCUCAGAAGAAGUGACAUAUUGGAUAUAGUAACAGAAUAACACAAUUAUAUCUAGAAAGAAAUAUUUUGUUGUUUUGAGCUCAUACGUUAUUUUACUAAUAGAAGAAGCAUUUUCUUCCUUAAUUUUCUAGAGAUUAAAUCCCUAGAGAUUCUACUCUGUUCAAUUAACUGAAAGAAAGCUGCAGUAAUUUUCAUCUAACUAAAACACAGAACCGAACUGUUUUGGCGGGAGGCGGUGCAGAGGAGAGUGGUGGAAAGCCCCAUUGUGUUAGCAGGACUUGUUGAGCUGGCCCUGCCAGAGCAACUGUUCAGUUGAAUCUGGCCCAAAAUCUUUGUUCCUCUGGAGCUACCUGAUGUGAAAAUGAAACUGUAAGAUAAAAAUGGAUUUUAGCAACAUUAUUCUUUUCCCCCCAACUCUUUGUACAAUCUUCCCUUGAUUCAUAUUUCUUAACUAAAAUAAAUUAAUCACUGUCCUGUCUAAUAAUUUGGGUCCUUGUUCUGUCUUGUGCUUUCAUGCACAAUUGACUCAGAAGGGAGUCAAACUGAGCUCAAUGGAACUGACACCUAAAGUAUGUAAUUGAAUUGCUGUUUUAAUAUGGGUAGAUGAUUUACCUUCAGCAUGGUAAAGUUAAAGGGACCCCUGACCAUUAGGUCCAGUCGUGGCCGACUCUGGGGUUGCAGCGCUCAUCUCGCUUUAUUGGCCAAGGGAGCCGGCGAACAGCUUCCGGGUCAUGUGGCCAGCAUGACUAAGCCGCUUCUGGCGAACCAGAGCAGUGCAUGGACACGCCAUUUACCUUCCUGCCGGAGCGGUACCUAUCUACUUGCACUUUGAUGUGCUUUCGAACUGCUAGGUGGGCAGGAGCAGGGACCGAGCAAUGGGAGCUCACCCCGUCGCGGGGAUUACCAACCUUCUGAUCGGCAAGUCCUAGGCUCUAUGGUUUAACCCGCAGUGCCAUGCGCGUCCCUUCAGCAUGGUAGGUAGUACCUUUUAGAUAAUGGGUACUAAUAUUGCUCCUAGGAAGGGACACUCUGAGGUGGCCUUUCUACUAAAAUAGAGAGAGGCCUACAUUUAACUGCCCAUAGUUCUAACUUACAUUACCUCCAAAGUAUAUAGACAUUUCUAAGGGAAUUUUAAUUUGUAUUGUACUUCAGAUCUCAGCAGUUGAUCAUUGGUUUACUACUCUGUCCAGUUUCCCCCCCUCCCUUUUCUUCUCUUGCCUCAUGUUUGGUAACUCUGGCCUCUGUUGUAAUUUCUGUAACUGAGAUCAGAAUUAAAACAAAAACUACAUCUUGCUUAGCAUAGUAACAAAGCAUAGAAUUGAUCAACUGUAGCAUCCCUGAUGCAAAUCUCUUCUGCUGCAAACUGACUUUUUCUGCAAAUUCAGUGAGUGCCUUCGGCAAGUCAUAACUCUUUCAGCCCGCCUAUCUGACCUGUUGUCCUGGUUCAUAUGUAAUGCUAAGCCCAAAGUAUGAACAAGCAAUCAUGUUUGCUUUGCUUUGUAACUCUAAGCCAAACAUGGCUUAGCUCCCAGCAGCACAAUAGCAUCUGCACUGUGUGGGGGAGCAAAGUGGCUGCUGUUUUCUAAAUGUGCCCCCAAUAUGCUUGCUCAUUCAUGGUUAGCCAUAGUUAGGAUUAGUGUCUUCUGUGAGAAUAACUUUGUAGUUGUAAAUAUUAUUAAAAAUAGCUGAAAUAGAAUAUAGGAAACAGUUUGAACACUUUAAAUGAGAUAAAUUAAGAAUUAAGUAGGCAAAUGGUGACACAGAGUAUGGAAUUACAGGGCAGCAAUGUAGCCUUGCAAAUAAGCCCAUAAAGUCUAAUAGCCCACUUUUUUUCUAACUCUAUUUUUUAACAUGCAUUAUUUUUUUAAGCCAUUUAAAAAUGAAAUUAUUCUCAAACCCUUAAACUUUUUUAAUUGCCCUCUGUGGUACAUAGAUUGUUUAGAAACAAUAGAAUAAGGAUGACUGUUCUGUGUUUAUAAAGGAUCCUGAAUAGAUGGAAGAUAAUGGGGGGGGGGAGUUACUAGUAUUUCAAUCUUGUAGUAACUUCAAAUAAAUAGGUGCCUUUCCUUCCUCCCAAAGACCAGAAAAUGUUUCUAGUCAAACUUGAGUUGUGUAGCCUGUCCUUAGGUACACUUACCUAGAAAUAUAUAUAUUAAAGGGUGUAACAUCAUGUGAUCUGGACAGGUUGGUCAUGUGGGAAUCUGCCUUAAUCUUGACAAGCAGUUCUUGUCCAAAAAUAGACCUUGUCAUUUCUGCCUUCUGCCUCAAAAAACCUUAGUUGAGAUAUCAGACAUGUGCAUAUGUUCAUAAGUAUUGCAUGUACUGUUGUGCUUUAAUUGCAAUAUCAUACUUAUGCAUGAACGAAAGAAGGGGAUGAUAAUGUUUUCUGCUUUGCAGAAGUGACUUAGAUCCACCUCCUGCAGAAACUACUAGAAAUUGAUGGUGAGAAAUGAAGUUUGUGAAUUCCCAGGUUAUGGACUAAUUGUUAGUUUUGAUGGGACAUAAAUCAUUAAGAAAGUGUUGGUAGCCAGAGCUAUGAAAAAAGAAAAUUACUGGCUAGAAAGAUAGUCACAAUUUCACCCUUGCAGUAGAGGAUAAAAGUACAGUACUGUACCCGAAAUUAUUCAGAUUCCUCCUUUCCUUAUGUUAAGAUAUGUACUCAUCUGCAUUUUUUUGUUGCAGCAUGCAUGGAAUCUAGUAACAGUUGCAGAAUCUAGUAACUAGCAUUUUAGAUUCUUCUAAAAAUCAAGUUUCUGGCUGUUAUUCCAUGGAGACAUUAAAUAAAUAGUAGUGUUUGCAAAAGGCUUCUGUACUGCAGGGGACUAAAAGAUGACUCUGCCCUUGGCACUGACAAAAAACAUUCAAACUAGCAUUGUAUAACUAAUGAGUUGCAUAUGCACAAACCAUGCAAACACAAUAAAUUAAACAGGUAAACAAUGUAGUUUAAUCCACCUAAGGAUAUAAGAGCAGAAAUCUAGCUUGAGUUUCAGAUAGCGAUUUUGCAGGGCUGGCAGUAACUUUUAAAACCGAAGUCGGUUUACCUAGCUAAGACAAUAAUAGGUGCUCACAUUAUAAUUAAAUAGCUUGUGGCCUAAACAUGGUUCUCUUUUUAAGAAUGGUUCAGACCUUUUUAGAAAAUUAAGAUUAUAAAGCAAGUAUAAAUUAACAAAAAAAACUCCACUCUGAGUUUAACAUGUUUUGUUAAGGGCUUUCCAUGUUCACAGAAACUCCACAAAUGCCAGGAAACUUUAUUUAGGCAAUAUGUGUAUGGUGUAUUGUGAUGUGCUAUAUUGUGUUUGGUUCAAGCUUCAUCGCUAACUUGGAGCAGGAUGUAUGUCGGUGAUGGAGAAGUGGAGCAAAACUCCAAAUGCAUUUGGUCACUGGAACAGAAACAUGGAGUUCAUGCAACUGAAAAUAUUGUGGAGGGGGUUGGACUAGAUGACUUCUAAGGUCCCACCCAACUCCGUAAUUCUGUGUGGGUGGUAUUGCUUGCCAGUUGGGUACUUGUAAUUUGGAAGAGUAAGGUCAGUUGCAUAGAUUCCAUGUGUCUGUUCAACUGAACAGACAAAUCUGGAUUUAGGUAUAACCACAUUUAAUUAUUAAUUUUAAAAAUUCAUUUUUGGUUGGUUCUCUUGCCAUUAUACUGAAAAUUUGGGGCAAUUGUGAAUGGAUUUGUAUACAUUUUAAUGCCUUAAGCAUUCAUGCCAGGUGACUGAUGGAUCCUCUAGUCCUGUCCUAUCCAAAAAUAUUAAAAGCUCUACAAAAGAAGGCUUAAGCAGAACCUAUUUAGUACAAUGAAGCUUCUGUGUCAAACCACCCCAAAGCCAUACAUGUUUUAUAACAUUUUGGCAAGCUUAUGAACAAAUGAAACAGAACCUUUUGUGUGCAUGUUAAAUACUUGAACUGCAUUACUGCAACACUUAAUAAAAUGUGACCAAACGGACAUGGCUAUGGUGUACUCACAAUAGGGUAGAAAUGAGGAAACUUGAAAGAAACUGGAAGAAAGGAAGAAGAAUCUUUUUUCUUUUUAAAUGAUAUUUAUUGAAAAAAGAGUUUUUUUUAAAGAAUUACACAAAGGAAAAAUCAAGACAGAAAAAUAAAAAUAAAAAUAAAUUAAAAAAACCCAUCAUUCUCCAAUUCUCCACUUUCAAUACCUUCUUUCCUUGACCUCCUCCUCUUCCCUUUUCCUGUAUCCUGUUUUAUAAUAAUCACAGCAAAUCCUUUCCAUAAUUCAUAGUAUUCUGUCAUCACAUUACGUUGCUCUAUUUUCAUCUUAUCUUAUAGAAAACCUUAAAGUUUAAAACUUAAAUCUUAAUUUUUACCAACUUCUCCUAAACCAUAGCAUUCUUACCUAGUUCUUUAGACAUUUUUAUAAGAGCCAAAUAGUUUCAUUUCAACAUUUUCCUAACAUUCAUCAAUUUUAUAAAACAGUCCUAAUGAUAAAAAUAAAAGAAAAAAGCAAUCCAGUCUUCAUCCAACGUCCCUUCCUCCUGGUCCCGGGUUUUGUCAGUCCUUUUAUCCUAUUAAUCUAGCACAUUCACCUGGCAAUCUUAUAUCCGAGGCCCUCAAGUCUCUUCCAUGUCCCUUUCGUACUCUUCUUUAUAUUUCCCUUUUAUUCGUGGGAACUCCAGCUUGGUAGUGUUUUUGACCCUUUUCAGCAAGACGAUCCCUUUUCCAUAGUCCAGGAUAGGCUCGAUGUAGUAUUUACAAGCAUGCUCCAGAUUCCCUUCAAAGUUGAGAGCCCCCACAGCUCCAAACAUCUGAUGGCCCCUUUCCAGACUCGAAAAGUCCAAAUCUCCCUGUAAAGGGGGGUCUAUCCAACCCCCCAUUUCCAAACCAAACCAGAUUUUAUCUUUCCAAGUCUGAUUUUUCCCAAGUUCAUUUAUCAAAUCCAAGAGUUUAUAUUCCUGCUGGGCCGCAGCUCCCUCCGUCUCUGGCGCCCAAGAUUCAGCAAGGUCCUCUUCUUUCAGUUGUUCUGUCAUGGCACGCUCCUGUUUUGAUUCCUGGGUGGGCUCCAUAUAGUUUCCCACUACCUGUUCAAAGGUUCUGGCCGCAUUAGUCAUGAAAUCCGUCUUCUGACUUAACUGAUCCAAUAGGGCAUUUAUUUUACAGAAAGCACCCAACAGUGCUUCUGAAGACAUUGUCCUACAAGGUCACAAAUCCUUUCCCACAGUUGUAAUCAGUGACAGCUGCAAGUUCCCAGGAAUUAGUUACAAUUUCACAGUUCCCCACUAGGGGGAAAAACUUCUGGUUAUUCUUUUUCUUGAAAACAAUAGCAACAAAGUUUCUUUUUUAAAAUAUUUUGUCCAUAUUUGUUCUUUUAAAAGACGAAGGGAAACAAUGGAGUCACAAUGUUUCUCUUCUUUUAACUAUCUGUCAAAGACAUUUGUUUCUGGUCAAUGAGCUUCAAACGUCAAUUCUGACACCCCGCUCCAGGGUCAGGACGGUGGAAAAUUACUUUGCUUUAGAUUCACUUCUGCAGGUUUAAGCAGCUCAGAAAAGGUCCCCCUUCUUCCCCUGCUACCGAAGGGGGGUUCAGCGAUUUUAAAUGAUGAAAGUUGAUCCUUUAAAAGUGAUUUUUAAGGCUCUAGUUUGCGUUGUCUUUGCUUUGUUCUGACUACGAGGAAACGGGAGGGUGACUUCCUGUUUAAACCUUCCCGUUUCAGUACCAAAUUAGGGUUAAUUUUUAAGUCCAAAUUCCUUUUUAUUUCGCCAGUUCUUAUUUGAAGUCCAAAUAUUCAAUGUUCCAGUACUCACGGUUGGUUGUUUUAAAUGCCAAAUUGUCCCAGGAAAAAGGCAGCGCUCUCCGGCAACGACUAUGCGGCUUCGCUCCGCAGAAAAAGCAAUUGACUCACAGCACCGCGCCACUUUCCCCUCUUCACUUAGGAGCCCGUUUGUGGGUUCUUUUGUGGGUUGGGGGGGCGCUAAGGGUGCCCGCCAAGUCCCACGGUCACAGGCUUCAUCCGCCUGUGAUUUCCAGAAGGGUCCCCGCUACGCCGCAGCGGAAAGACCCGUUUCAUGCGGAGCUAGUCCCUCCAAUUCAGAGGGAGUCCGCCAUUGCCGGUGGCGCCACCCCGGAAGUCUGAAAGGAAGAAGAAUCUUGUUCAGAUGGCAUCUUGCUCCUGCAAGAGAGGAUAAAUAAGCACAAAUCAUUCAGAUAACUGUUGGAGUGUUUUGGACAGAACAUUCUUAAGAUAAGGCACUAACUUCUGUUCAAACUUGUUACACCCUAUAAUUUGCUGUUCUAUCUCACAAUACUUAAAUCUGUUACUGAGGACUAAUACUGGUAUAACAGCUGUUUCGGCCCGGAAUGCUACUAUAUUUGUAAUAAUGAUGCUAAAUAUUGAUUAGUUGUAACACCUAGCCACGAGGUCUCUUAUACACACACACACACACACACACACACACACACACACGGUUACAGCUUCCUCCCUAUUCUUUAAACUUCAGAGCUGAAAUAGUUUUGUCUUUGCACAGAGUCUGUAUAUAACUGACUGUAAAGAAAUGGCACAAUCUGAUUCAUCAGCAAAACUGGCAAUUACUAAACAUUAGAAAAAUACUAAAAGGUGAGUUUAGAGGAAUAUAUGAUUAAAUCAAAGCUAACCUUGUAGUUGUGAACUGAAAGGUGAAAUUACAUGAAACCGCAAUAAAGGCUUAAGUAAGAAUUGUGGUAUUCCAUAUUACAAACCAAUAUAUUGGUAUUGCUUGCAUAGCAUGAUAGGCCAAGCUAUGGCUCAUCAGUUAAGUUUGGCUUAACAUGUUGUCUAAAAUCACACUUGCAAUUAAGGUCUCUCUUCACUAACCACAGUUGGAUGCCAAGGCUUGUUUUUGGCUGCAGCUUGUGGUUAGUGAGGCGAUACCUUAAUCAUGAGCCUGAGUUGGGAUGAUAUGCUAAGUCAAGCGUUGGCUUAGCUCAGCUUGCUGCCAGAGCAAAAAGGAUGAGUAAGGACCAAAGUGCUGUUAAGAAGAAGAGUUUUGACUUGAUAUCCCGCCUUUCACUCCCCUUAAGGAGUCUCAAAGCGGCUAACCAUCUCCUUUCCCUUCCUCCCCCACAACAAACACUCUGUGAGGUGAGUGAGGCUGAGAGACUUCAGAGAAGUGUGACUCGCCCAAGGUCACCCAGCAGCUGCAUGUGGAGGAGUGGGGAAGCGAACCUGGCUCACCAGAUUACAAGACCACCACACCAUGUUGGCUUAAGCCUUUUUCUGAGAGCCCACACAUUUGCAUGUUCCCAAUAAGCCAUAGUUCACCUUACUGUGUCAAAGUUUGUGCUUUUAUAAGUACAAAUAUUUUUGAAAUCAGUAAAUAAAGCAUGGUUUUAUAUAAAACUGAGCAUAAGCCCAUGCACUACCAUAAGAUGUGUACUGGAAUAAGGAAGACCUUGUCAUGCACCUGAAGUUCAGCAAGGAUGGUGCCUGUAAUCUCAGUUGGGAGUGAAUUCACAGACUUGGGCUUGCAACACUGAAUUGAUAAUUUUGUCUUCUCUGCCAGAACUUUUGGCAAUAUAGUACCUUGUCUUUCAAAAACCACCUCACAUUUAACACUCACCUCUCAUUAGCAACUGAAACAAAGCCUGUAUAUGUAGAAUAGAAUUUGCCCCCAUUCAUCUUAUUCAUCUGCCCUCCUGUACUAUUGAAACCAAGCUGUCAGGAUCCUCUGCUCUGUCUCUGUGCUUCUGUGUUUAUUGUAAAGCAGUAUGAUCUUGUACUUCAGGGGUGGGAAAUCUGUGGCCCUCCAAAUGUUGUUGGAUUAUAAAAAAGGGCAUUCCUGGCAAUUGGCCAUGUCAGCUGGGGCUGAUGGAAGGUAUAUUCUCAACAAGAUUGCUUACCUGGAAGUGAUUUCCAGUGAAUUCAAUUGGGGCUACUUCCGAGUGUGUAAAUGACUGCAACAUAAGCAAAAGGUAUUUUCCUACCUGUUUUCUAGAUAAUUGUUUCCAUGCUAAGUCUAAAGAACGGAUGGAGGGUGAAAUACUGUGAAUGGUUUAAGUAUAAAAUGUCAUGGUCAACACACUUCUGGGACUAGCCGCUGCACUUGGAAAUGGUGCAAACGUUAGAUUUUUAUCACCAAGGACAUUGGCAUUGCAGUGUGGAGCUUUACUUCUGAUGUCAUUAGCAAAGCAAUAUUUUUUCAAGCCUCACAGCCAUCGUAUGCAUUUUUGCUCUUCAUAAACCCUUAAAAUGCAGUGCCACAAUGUAGUUGCUGUUACAUUCCCAAAGUCAUUAUUUAUCUUUAAACAUUGGACAAUUUUAAAUGCUAUUUAUUGACAGUGUAUGCUGAAAUCACGCCUUUGGUAAGGUCUUCCUUCCUUGCAGAUUAGCCAUUUUUGAGCUUCUCCCUGGCUAAGAGUGGCAUAUUCAUCUAUUGCCUUUUAAACUCGGGGGACGGGGGGACGGGCGGCUAGUGGUAUUGUUUUUGUUUGCUUCUAUGUUCUGUAUUUCUCAGUUUUUAUAAUGUAAACCGCCCUGUGAUUUUGGGAUGAAGGUGGUAUAGAAAUUUAAUAAACCAAUAAACUAGUAUUUCAGUCUGAGCAUUCUUUGCUCGUUUAUACAAGCAUUUAUUGAGGAAUCUUGUUGAAGGGACUGUCAUAAAAAUAAAGUAGUGAUGUUUGUGCGUUGGAGAGCAACACAUGUAAGAACUGAUAUAUGUGAUGCUCUCAUAAUUCUCCCAUUCCCUUAACCGUGAGGGAUUACUCAACAACUCUCAUUUUUCUGCAUGAAUUAAUCAGCCUAUUACUGAUUAAGGCUUAUAUUGGAACCAACUUUAACUAUUCACGGCACUAACUAGGGUUUUAGCCAGGAUUUGAAGCUAGUUCUAACUGUCUAGUAAUGACUCUAGUUGGCAUCAAUAGUGGUUGAAGCUGGGGGUUUUUCUGAAAAAGAGAAUACUAUGUUUCUGCAACCUAGUGAUGGCCAAGGGGAUAUUGUGUACAUAAGACCUUUCUGAUUUGGUUUAAAUCUGUUGAUUAUUAUUUUUUAAAUCAUUGAUUGUGUUCUCUUUCUCUUUCUAUCUGCUAAUGUAUCCUAGCAAGCAAUGCUUUAGAAACUUUAAUAAGUGAUAUUUGGUCAUUGUUUGAAAUGUUCAUUGGUAUAUAAUUCUGUUUUUUCUAAAAUAUUGUGAGGAUUAAUUAACCUUUAUCAUAAGAUGUAAACAUUGCAACAGAGGUCAGAUAUUCUCAUUGGGGCUCUUUUUUUGUCUUUCAGUGAAUGGUAGUGUCUAGAAAGGGUAUGUCCCUUCAGGAGAGAGGUGCCAAUGUCCAACCGGCCUAGUAACAGUCCAGGGGGCUCACUGCGACGUUCACAAAGGAACACUGUCGGGGCCCAACCGCAAGACGACGCAGUAGGAGGAAGGUAUGACUCGUUAUCUACAAGCUUCUGAUCAUCAGAGGUUUAACACUUGGGGGAUAACCCAAUAAAUCAUUUUCUUUAUUUAGGCCAGAUAACUGUACUUCCCUUGCAUUUAUUAGCAUCUCUGAAAUGUCUCCUUUUGGCCUUAACAGUUAGAAUUGUGAAUAUAAACAUAAAAUGCACAACCUCCUCCUAAGCAUUGAACUAGAAUGCCUAGUUCACAGGGCUUAAGCAGAUUUAGGUUUAAAGUCUUGUUCUAUGGACUGACGCUCACAUGCAAUCUUUUGGUUCAGGUUUUUAGUACAGAUUUCUUUGGAAAAGAGACUAAAAUGGCCUGUUGUACAUUUGGCUUUAUCUUGCAGCAAGAAUGUAAAAAGAAUUUUACAUCUGAGUGUUGAUUUAUGCACCAGCCUCUCAGCAUGGCUUUUUUGACGCAGCAGACAUAACAUAUGCACAUAGUUAUUUGGUGUUGGCAUCCAUCUGUCUUCAAGGACAAUGGAGUGCGCCUCCAGGGGUAAAGUCAAACCGCUGCAUUAGCAGCACUGUAGUUACCUCUCCUUUCCUUCUCUGUGUAUAGGAGCAGGACGUUGGAAGUUUUAAUUUCAGUUUAAGCUGGUCAUGGUUUCCUCUCAUGUCUGAAACUAGGAGUCAUGGUUGGACAAUAAAGAUGGCCAGCUUCAAAACAAGCCGAUUUCAGACCAUGGGUUCUGAAGUUGAUGGUUUUUUAUUUUUUUUAAAAUCAUAUUUAUUAAAGUUUCCAAACAUAUAAAAAUACAAAGAAAAAAGACAAAAGAAAGAAGAUAUUUAAAAACCUUACUUUCAUUCCCUACUUUCUGGGACUCCCCCCCUCCCCCCCCCAAUUGUAUUCCCCUUUCCUUAAUUUGGUUCUACAAGCUCUCACUCCCAAUUUAAAGCUUAAUUUGUUUAACCCACUAUCCAGAUUGAAUUGUACAAAUCUUACCACCGUCCCACAUCAUUAACAGAAAAAGAAAAAGAUUUUCCCCAAGAUCCACCCCAGUUCCUUCCACAAAUUCCCUUUUUUUAAACACGUCCGAUCAAAGUAAAAUAACAUGCGUAAGUUAUGUAAAGAAAUAGAAAAUAAGAGAUAUAGAAAAAUUCAAAAAUGGUUACACAGCCUUUGGAUUUCAAAUCUCCCCCUUCCCCGGUUUGAAUUCCCCAUGUCCAUCAGUCUAUACAUUAUCAGCUUGGAAGUCUCAUUUCAUGACCAGAUUUCUCCCGAUUCCAUCUUGCCGGUUUUCUUUUAGUUUAUUAAUUUAAAUAAUAUUUGACUUCAAAUGUCCAAUCUAACAAAGGCCUUUAAUUUCCUUGAUCUUUACCACUCCUCCCGUUGUUCUUUCCGUGUCGUAAUCAGUCCUUUAUUCUUCUUAUUCCUCACUUUCUCAGGUUUCUUGUCCUGUUCAGCUGCUAAAACUUUCUAAUUCAGAAAUCUAGUGUCUCUGCAGAGGUUUGUUAUUCAGGAACAAAAACUUACGUCCAGUCCCUUUCUUUCUUCAAUAAAAAUUCCAUUGUCUUCCUCUGUAGACAAAAUACUCUUUCAGUUUUGCAGCUUUCCCAGAAGAUAACAAAUCCUGUGCGAAUCCCAGGGUAUUUUUCCACUUACGACCGUUCUUGUAGUAUCCCGAAACCCCUCUAGGGGGAUUGUAAUAACUUUGUAUCCUCUAAUCCAAAAGUCAAAUUGUUGCUUAUUUUCCAACAGUUUAUAUCCAUAUUAUAGCAAAUUGUAACAAAAUUAACCAGCAAGGUCCUCAUAACAAAGUCCUCUUUAUAUUCUCCAGCUUUGACAGCCACUUUGACAGCUGUCAAAGUCUCCGUCUCUCUUCACCAGGCUCCACGAAUCGCCCCGGUUCCCAGGGGGGGGGUUGCAUUUUUCUUCUCACCCUCCACUCUUCUCCUCCAGCACAUUUCUUAUAAUUUCCCAUCGUGAAAUUAAUGAUUUUUAUCAGAGACAUACUUCCCUUUGGACCUUGGUUACCCAGUCCUUGUUUUGGAAUGCUUACAAUAGGGGGGGGGAUUGACUUCCUUUUAAAUCGCCCCGCUCGUGCCAAAUCCAAAAUUUUGAACCCGGUUUCCCAAUUACUCACGGGUUGUUGUUAAUAGUCCAAAUUUUCAAUAGAAGAAGUCAGCGCUCUCCGUCGAAUGGCAUGCGGCUGCGCUCGGCAGGGAAAGCAGUGGACUCAAAGCACCACGCCACUCCCGGCACCCGAUCCGAAGCCUUUAAAAAGGCUCCUUCACGAGUCGGGAGGGCGCUAAUGGUGCAAGCCGAGUCACCCAUGUCCACGGACUCCGUGCCCGUGGUUUUUAAGGGUCCCCGCGUCGCCGGCGCGGUAGGACCCAGCCCCUGCCGAGCAGACUCCCUCCGGAGCUCGGAGGGAGUCCGCCAUUCGGCGAUGGCGCUAACCCGGAAGUUCCUGAAGUUGAUGGUUUUUUAAACUACGUAAAUUGGAGUCCUUAAUGUCUUGAAAGACCAAAUCCCCCUCCACUGCCCAGUAACAUCAUUAAGAUAAACAAAUGGAACCUCGUUAGACUUCCAUGGCCUAAUCAUUGUUGCUUUGUAGUAACACGGAUAUGGGCUUUCUCAGUGGUAGCACUGGUUUUACGGAAUGUACUUCCAACCAAAAUACUCGGGGCAGGGGCAUCUAUAUUAGCUUUCCACUGGCUUUUGAAGCACUUGUUUACGCAAAUAUCUUGACCUGGAUAUUUAUCUUUUAAUAGUUUGUUUAACUGUUUUUUGAUGCUUUGUAAACCAUUUAGAAACAUAUUUUGACAUUCAGGGAUGCAUAAUAAAUUUUAAAUAAAUUACUCUAAAUCCAGAGAUACAACAGCAUCUUUUUAAUAAUUACUGUAUGCCCUGUAUUCUCCACACAAAGGUUGGUGAAUCUGACUUGACAGGAUGUGGUAUGACUGACUAGAUUUAUGUUUAAACAGAUGCAGCUUAAUUUUCAGAUAUUUAAUUCAAAUGCUAUUAACUUUAGAAAUAUUGAGUAACUGAACUCUCAAGUGGCCAAGAUAUAUCAAGCAAUUGGUCUGCAUAAUUAAGAAGGAGAUGGACUCUGGUGGCUGAUCAUAUUACUUAACCGUGCCUGGGCACAUCUCCCUCAGCAUUACAUCAGUAGAGCAUGUGGCAGCUUGUGCUUCACCUUCUCUUCACUUAUUUCUAAUUUCUGUAUUACAUGGGGACAGUGAUUCUUCUCCCCCCCCCCAAGGAUAAUGAUAAACUGUUGCCAACCACUAGCAUUUCUUUAUUGACAGGAGAUUAAAUAUGCAUUAAAACAUCAGUCAUUAAAAACUUCCCUAAACAGGGCUGCCUUCAGAUGUCUUCUAAACGUCAGAUAGUUGUUUAUUCCAUUGACAUCUGAUUUAUUUUGGUAAAUAAAAAUGCUAAAUGUAUAUUUGGUGAAUAAUUGCUCAGGUUACAAAUAAUUUUAUGGAGCUGCAGGAUUUAUCAACUACAGAAUCAUUGUGCAAAUUUUUAUCAUUUGUGUAGAGUGAAAGUGAGAAGUUUGGAGCAUUUCUUAGUUGUCCGUAUGCAUAUUGUUAGUAAGAGGAAAUGCAAAUUAAUAUAGGAAACUACAGACUUCUAAAUAGGUUCAUGAUUCCAAAUCUCUGCUUAAUGCCAAUGAUGGAAAGACUGAAAAGGCCAGGAAAUAUCAAAGAAUACCAAUUUGAGAUAUAAUUUCAUUUGAGAGAAUUGAUGUUUUGAUAUACCUAACUUUUCUUCCUAGAACAUCUUUGUAUAGGCUUAAUGGAAAACUAUACUGCAAAUAUACUCCAUGUAUACAUUUGUGUUUGUAUGCCAGUUUUCCUGAUAGCUUUCUGUUCUUAAUUAUUUGCUGAUAGGUCACAUUUAGGGCAGGCAAAACAUAAGGCACAUAGCCCUUCUGAAAGUAGAAAAUCAGUAUCAAAGGCACCCAAAGUGCAGUCCAAUACUACUUCUGAACAGUCCAAGGGACAAGUUUCUAAAAGGUAACUUUUAUUUUUCUGAAUUUACAAAUAUAACUUCAGCAGUAUAUAUUGUAAUCUUCAUUGUUGUAUCUAUUGUAAGCAAUAACAAUUUUAUUUAUGGAUGCUAUAUAGUUAUAUGUGCUAUGUAAAGAAGUGCUUCCUUUUGUCUACCCUGAACCACCACCACUUCAUUUGAUGACCCCAGUUUCUGUUAUAUCUGUUAUUUCUUGAACUGCAGCCUGGAAACUUUCCCCAGCUAUAUUGCGUUUUUGAAUAUCCAUUACCUUUUUGGUGAAAAUUCUAAAAUGGAAAAAGAAAAAAAAAAGAAUGCAAUACUGAAGUGGUCGCUUUUCAUUAUUAAUUGUUUAGUAUGUUAGAGACACACGUGUUGACAAUACAAGUUUCUGUAAAGCUUUCAGCACUACUGCUUCAAUCAAAGUUGCUUACUAAAAUCAGAAUUAAAAGUUUAAUGUAGAUUUUUGCAUUUUAGAUAGUAAAAAAAGUAGCUAUUAUAAUUUCCUUUCCUUGGAAUACCACAAAUUAAAUAGCUGGAUGACUCUGUAGAAGAUGAUGAUGAUGAUUAUACUGCUUUUUUCUCCCCCACAACAGAGGCUGUACCUCAUCUGCUAUUAUAAUUCCACAACAAGAGGCUCUGGACACAGACAAUACUUUGGAGCGGCAAAAACCAGGGCAGGUGCCUAAAAAGGACAGUCCUCGAGGAGUGAAACGCAGUGCUAGCCCAGAUUACAACCAGACAAAUUCUCCUAGCCCUGCCAAAAAAACCAAAGCACUUCAGCACGCUGAUUCUUCCUCAGAUUUGGAAACAAACAAGCCACAGACUAAGUCUAAGAAAAGACACUUGCAUCAAGAGCAGGAGUCAAAGUCUUCACAAUUGCCAUCAACAAGCAAGGCUCAUACCAGAAAGGGUGGAGCUGCCAGUGGCUCCCGAAGCCAGAAACGGAAAAGGACAGAGACCUCAUCCAUUGUAAAGAGUCGUCCACCAGCUGAAUCGACUGGCAGUGAAGAGAGACCAGCAAAACCCACCAAGCUGGCUUCAAAAUCAGCGAGCUCAGCCAAAGCUGGGUGUAGCACCAUCACAGAUUCUUCCUCUUCAGCCUCCACAUCCUCCUCUUCUUCUGUUGUUGCUUCUGCCUCUUCUGCUGUUCCUCAGGGUGCCAGAGUGAAACAGGGGAAAGACCAGAGUAAGGCCAGGCGUUCCAGAUCUGCAUCCAGCCCCAGCCCACGGAGAAGUAGCCGUGAUAAAGAACAGAAUAAAAUAAGUGGCUCUUCAAAGUUUGAUUGGGCUGCUCGUUUCAGCCCCAAGGUUAGCCUGCCUAAAACAAAACUGACUCUGCCAGGCUCUUCUAAGCCAGAGGCAUCAAAACCCGGGCCUUCAGGAUUGCAGGCUAAACUAGCAAGUAAGUUGAAAAUGUUUUUACUUAUGUGAGGGCUUGAAAAUUGACCACCUUAUGUAACAAGCUUAUUGUGCAGGAUUUGCAUUAAAUAGUAUAAGAGGUAAUUUGCAGGUGAGAAUCAUGGGGAGGGGAAGUCUGUACAAUUGUUAUAGCCAAGGAGAAGCUACUGUAAUACUUCAGGUAUAGAUGUAGAGGUGUAUAUUUGAAUACUUCCCCAUAGGGGGACAACUCCAUGUUGAAGAAGAGAGGGUUUGACCUGAUCUAUUCAGCAUGCUAGUUUUCUGGAUGCAAAGAUUUAAUCCAAAAUAUGAACUGGUCCUUAGUCUCUAUUCCAAGUUGCUUGUCUUAUUGUACAAUAACUUAACAUUGGGUAUGCUUUUUAAUAUGGACCCUGAAAUAUUUUCAUCCCCUGAUAUCACCUUAUUUAUAUAUUAUUUACCAAGGUUUUAUACCCCUUCUCUGCUAUGCCUUAGAACUAUUUGUGUUUAGUAAUAUUACCCAGGAGCACAGUCCAUAACCUCUGAUUAAGUAGCCCAGAGGUGUUUUGCAGCAUCAAAUCUCUUUUUUCAGCCUGUGGAAACUGGUGUGCGACCCAGACUGCUGUUGAAUUGGUUUGAUAUUUUGGAGAGAGGGAGGUUGUUCAGAUGUGUUGCUUUUUUGAUGUCUGUUUCAUACAUUAGUGACAUCAUCAUCCUUAUUAUUAUUAAUUACUCCACCCAGCAUAUAUCAAAACAUAAUAAACAUCAAACAUUAAAAACUUCCCAAUACAGGGCUGCCUUCAGAUAUCUUCUAAAAGUUAUGUAGUUCUUUAUCUCCUUGACAUCUGAAGGGUGUUCCACAGGGAGGGCGCCACUACUGACAAGGCCCUCUGCCUGGUUCCCUGUAAUUUUACUUCUCACAGUGAGGGAAACAGCGAAGACCCUCAGAGGAGGACCUCAGUGUCUGUGAUGAGCAAUGGGACUGGAGAUGCUCCUUCAGGUAUACUGGGCCUAGGCCAUUUAGGGCUUUAAAGGUCAGCAGCAACACUCUGAAUUGUGUGCUCAGAAAUGCACUGGGAGCCAAUAAAGAUCCUUUAGGACCAGUGUUAAUGGUUUUGGCGGCCACUCCCAGUCACCAGUCUAGCUGCCACAUUCUGGAUUAGUUGUAGUUUCGGAGUUACCUUCAAAGGUAGCCUCACGUUGAGUGCAUUGCAGUAGUCCAAGCAGGAGAUAACCAGAGCAUGCAACCACUCUAGCAAGACGGUCCAUGGGCAGGUAGGGUCUCAGCUGGCGUACCUUUAGGCUGAAGGGUGGAAUACAAAUUUAAUAAAUAAAAUCUAACCAAGGCAUAGCAGAUCAAACACAACCUUCCAGGAAAAAAAUGAGAUUUAGUCUGCUGGCAGGAAAAAGUCUUCACAAACUAAGAGAAGACAGUUGGGAUGUUAUGACCAUUGAGAGAGCCCUAUCUCUUGACCCCACCAGUUGUGCUUCCACCAUAGUUGAAAAACAGAAGAGCCCCACACUUAACUUCAUGAGCUGGCUGGCUAGUACAGGACCAAGUUCUGGUUACUGUAAAUCAGUACAGUCAGAAGACCAAAUGCUUAACAGUAGAGAAUAGGGUUUUGUUUUUGUUUUACAUUGUCUAUAUACUGUAUUUUCGCUCUAUAGGGCGCACCGGACCAUAGGGGGCACCCAGUUUUUUUGGGGGGAAAUAAAGAAAAAAAAUUAUUCCCCCCCCCAGCCCCAAAGAGCAAAGAAGCCAAGACAGCCAGCGGGAUCUAUCCCGCUGGCUGUCUUGGCUUCCUCUUUAGCCACGCACCACCUCUCCAGCUGGGAGAGGCUGUGCGUGGCUUCGUUUUUAGCCGCGUGGCUAGGGCGGGGGAAGCCCGAGCUUCCCCCAACCCCAGCCCCCAGAACAGGCCCGGGAGCGGCGGCAAGCGCUGCGGAUAGCUGCCCGAAGCCCGGGGAGUGCAGCGCUGCGCUGCCUGGGCUUCGGGCUGCAGGCUGCUAUCCGCAAGCCUCGGAGCCCGGCGGGCACUCCCGCCAGGCUCCGAAGGCUUGCGGAUAGCUUCCUGAAGCCUGCAUUCGCUCCAUAGGACGCAUACACAUUUCCCCUUCAUUUUUGGAGGGGAAAAAGUGUGUCCUAUAGAGCGAAAAAUACGGUAGUUUAGAUUUCAUAGAUUGAAAUAACAGGGAAGAAAGAAAGCACUGGUACAACUGAUAACAUUCACCAGUUAAUCCUAAAGGUUAGUUCCAAGCUGUUAUCAGGUAAAAAUAUGGGAAGAGCCAAUUGUGUAACCUUGCAUGCAAAAGGGCCUGGGUUUGAUCCCUGACACUUCAACAAUGGGUAUCUUGUAGUAAGGCUAAGAAAAACCUCUAAUUUAGGCCUUACAAAGCUGCUACUAGUCAGAAUAGGCCACAAUGUGUUUUCAUAAGUGAAGGGGUGCUAAGAGUGGCAGAAGGGUCAUUCUUGGUAGUUCCUCCACCAUCAGGGGCUUGGGUAGGAGUGGGCUGAGAGAGGGUAUUCUCUGUGGCAGACCCCAAGUUGUGAAACUCCCUCAUCACAGAGGUGCUUCUGGCACCUUCAUUUUACAACUUGCUGCAGAUUCUGAAGACACCUCUUUACCCUGGCUUUUGGCACUUGAGGUGUAUAUUUUUUAGCGCCUACCCUAUUUUUGUGAUUUUAAGUUGUUCUAAGUCAUUUUUAUGUUGUAUUUUGGUGUUGUAACCUACCCUGGGACCUUGGGAAAGGAGGACAGGUACAUAAUAAUAGUAAUAAUUUCCAGUUUGAUAGAUCAAGUAGGAGUUGAUGAGAAAGUCCUUUGCUAAGACUCUGGAGAGCUUGUGCUUAUGUCCUAGAUGUAUAGGUAGUAGUCUCAUCUUAAGGUUAUGAUACAUAAAUGAUCUUAGGAAGGCUUAUGCUGGUAAAAUAAAUUUGCAGCUUGCUAUCCGUUGAUGGGAAAUGGUUGUUUAUGCAACCUGUGGCCUGAAUUCAGGCAUAUGCAAGGUUUCAGAAUCCUUUUGAGCCUUGAGAUGGGUAGGAGUGAUAGGAGGAAAUUUAUCUCUCAAGUUGUUAAUGACUCAGCUUUGUCUGGUAACUGAGCAGCUAAAGCAUUUUCAAGUCAACUUUGCAACAGGUUGCUUGGAUGCUCUUAGGCAUACACCCUGGUCUGAUGGUAGAUUAAACCACAUAACAUGGUGUGGGACAGAAGCUACUAGUCUAAACAUUGUUCAGCUAAGUUGCUUCAGCUCCCAGAUCAAGAACAGUUCUGAGCUCUUAUUUAAAAAUUGGUGUUAAGUUUCUAAGAUGAUCGGAAUAUAUUUCAUUUUCUACAUAGAGUGCCUCAUUCCUUGGAAAAGGGAUAGGGUCCACUUCUGAAUGCAUAUUGUAGACACAACCUUUCAUAACCUCUAACGUCUCUUGGUUUUAUCACAUAUGCUAGCUAUUAUUACCAAAAUACAGUGGAACCUUGUGUUACGGAUGGGAUCCAUUCCGGAGGCCCAUCUGUAACACGGAACUAACACAAGCUGAAGAGCCAUGUCUGUGCACGUGCGCAGCGCGAUUUAGCAGUUCUGCGCACGUGCGAGUGGUGAAACCCAGAAGUAACCCGUUCCGGGUUGCCACGGGACGCAAGACAAAAACAUGCAUCCUGAAGCGGACGCAACAUGAGGUAUGACUGUGUCACUUCAGUAGUUUUCCAUGCAUUCAUAUCCCAUAGCCUUUGUUCUAAACUUCUGAAAAGGAAUAACCUUCCUUUGUUUAAACAAUGCUAUUGUUUUGGAUAUCUUUUGCAUUCUUACUGUUAGAACAUAGAUUUCAAACUCUUGCAUAUUUAAAAAUAAAAAUUUGCUGCUCAGUCACAUUUCAUAGCUCUUCUGUAGGUUCAACUUCCCUCUAAAAUGGAAAUUUGCCCCAGAGUACUGCUUGAAAUCUGUGUUCAAAGUUAUAUCACAAACUGGUACUCCUAAAUACAACUGUUAGUUUCCUUCAAAAGAAGCUUAAGGAAAAAUGCAUAGCACUUGAAAUGACCCCGGUGGCAAUGCCUGCAUUUCUAGCUUUAGUUCAGAUUGUGCCUUGUGAGGCCUUGAGGUCCUUUUAAGAUGUAGACCAAGGACAUCACUCUGUUCACGCAUAGUACUUAAUCUAGGACUUUGGCCUUCAAUAAGUGGAUCUUUCACAAUGUUGCUUAUACUUCCUUCACAGGACUAGCAAGGAUUUUGUCUUACGUUUCCCAUUAUUUUAUAUAUGAUUUUUUUUAAAAGUGACUGCCCUCUUAAGACCCUAGCUUUAAGGAGAAAGGAACUUGUUCAGCUGCAGUUGCUGAGCUUGAUUGGAUAGAAAUCCACAUUUGAGAUUCUUCCAUCCAUGCAUACUCUUUGAAUACCUGUCCUUCAGCUAAUAAUACAAACAAGUUCUGACUUGGCUUAGUUCUGGUAACCUUGGCUUACUGCUUGUGAUUUGUUUUGGGGAGACUCAGGAAGCCAAGACUGGUUCCCAUGUAACACUAAGCCAAACAGAGUAAAGGUAGAAAAUUCUUCAGUAUGCUCCAACAAACUGUUUGUGGUAAGUCAUGGUUUACUGUGAUAUGCAAAUUAGCCCAGAGACUUCAGAUGCAUGCUUCAAUAAGUUUUCUUUCUUUAAAAAGGCUUUGCAAUUCAGGGCGGAAGAAAAUCUUGAAAUUUGUUAUCUAUUUUAUGGUUCAAGUAUUGGAAUACAAGUCCACCACCAUACAAUGUGGACCUUUCCCCCAUCUUUUUUUUAAAGAGGGGCAUAGCCGGGCAAGGUUAUUGCAUAUAAUGUGAUGUUGUUGUUAACCACAUAAAUACAUGCAAUACAGGAGGUAUUGUAUCUGAUAGAGAAUAAACACAAUUUGUGUUUUCCCCUGAAUGCAUCAUUUGGUCAAGAGGAGGAAGAAUGUGCAGCUUCGUUUUCAUUUUCUGAAGCACAGUCCUCGUAAAGAAACUAGAAUUGUCUUUGUUUCAGCUGUCUUUUUCUCUCUUUAGGCUUAAGAAAAUCAACAAAAAAGCGCAGUGAAUCACCACCUGCGGAGCUCCCCAGUUUAAGGCGGAGCACACGGCAAAAGACCACGGGCUCCUGUGCUAGUACCAGGUAUUUUCGAACUUUAAAAAUUACAUGUAUGUUAAGGUUGUGAAGAUGAAUUUGUGUUUGAGGGAAUCUCCCCGAAGAGUUUAGAAAGCACAUUCUUAUUGACAACCUAUAUUUGUGUCGUGGUGGCUACAGGAUAAUAUGCAAUAAACCACCCAAGAGACAGGAUAAUUUAAUACAGGGGCCCAAUUUCUCAGCGCUGAAAUGGACACUACAAAAUAACCUAACUUGUUACAAGAGAAGUACGGCCCAAUUCAGAUAAUCUAAUUACAGUGCUGUUAACUAGCCUGGUGUGAGGUCUUGAAGAUGUGUUAUUACUCACCAGCUGUUUUGAACAAUACAGAAAUUCUGUUUUUCAAUAGAAAUUAGGAAAAUAGAAGGAAAUUUCUUUGUAGGCAUAUCUGAACAAGUAGUUAUUGAAGUCAGCGAAGCAUGGAUGUGAUAAUGUUGAUAAUGCAUCUCUUUUUCUCAACAUGCCUCUCAUCUGCUUCAUCUGCAGAUGUGACUGUUUGAACUUCCCUUUUAAAAACUUUUUGCAUAUAGUUUAACUGUUCUGUUAUGACUCCAUGUCUGCAUGGUUUAAUUUUGAGUGCUGAUAGCACCAGCACUGUAGACCACAUAGCGUAAUCUCGAUGGCUUCUGAUGAUAAUUCUGUUUUCAGUCGGCGAGGCUCUGGCCUGGGCAAAAGAGGAGCAGCUGAAGCUCGCCGACAGGAGAAAAUGGCUGAUCCUGAUAACAACCAGGAUGGCGUUAAUUCUUCAGCUGCACGAGCUGAUGAGGCUCCACAAGGAGCAGCAGGUAUGGCUAACUAGUGUCACUCAACACUGGCACAGAAAAAGCAGUUAUUGUCCAUAAAUUGUUUGUAUUUGCUCUGCCUAGAAAUGUCCAUACUAGUACACUUAAGUAGCUGAGGUUACAUGCUUUAUUCAGUGCUCGUUUUGACCAGAUUUAAAAAAGGAGAAAAUGCUCAAAGGGUCUUUGGACUUGAGUUACUUGAAAUGUUUCCGCUUUGUGAUCUGUUAUACUCCAUUUGAGACUUUGGAAGACAGUUUAUAAUAUAGCAUAGAGGCUUGUUCAAAGAGGACCCAUUUAGCAUUCCCAAACCAUGUACCUAAAGUAGUUCUUUAGCUUCAAAGCAUAUUCUGCCAACAGUUUCCUCUUAAGAACCUCUGGAUGGGACUGCUAUUUCUAUUUAUCUUGCACCAGCUACACUUAGUGAUACCUAUGUUUCUAUUCAAGUCAGUUGAAGAUAAAUUUAGAUCUCACCUUCUAAAAAUAUGUAGUCUCUUACUGAGGUUUCAAGUUUGGCUGAGAUUCUUGUUAAAACAAGGAAUCCUAGCUAGUAUUAACUGUGGUUUAAUGUUGAUGUUUUCCUUUAAAUAUAUUUGUCAAGGGACAGUGAGGGCAGGGUGUAUGUAUGUGACUCCUGAUACCUCUCCUGUGGUUAAAAAGGAGUGAGCCUUCAUUUGCCUUGGCUCCUGUCCAAUAUACCAUGUGCUUAAUAGGAUCAUAGAUCUACUGACUUCAUUUUGGUAAGAAGUGUUGCUGAAUAUAAGUAAAGCCAUUUUCUCACUGGCUGUUUUUGCAUGUUUUAAUUUGCUUAGUUUUGUUUAUACUUCUAUUAACAGGUAAUAGAAGCAUCUUAACACCCUUCACUUCUCAUUGUUAUGGGCAGACAUAUGCACUCUUUCUAGGGAGUAAAUCCCCCUGAAAUCUAUGGAAUUUAGUUCUGAGUAAACAUGCAUAGAUUUUUGUUGUUAGCAACUUACCUUGCAAGCAAGCAAACUAAUAGUACCCUGAACAAACGUUUGUCUGUUCCACAAGUCUGUGGGAAGUGUUUCCUCUGCCUCUUUAACCUCUGUGGUUUUGUGAAAGCUACAAAGCUGCUACACUAGUUUAAUCCUACAAACUGUAUUAGUGCAUAUCUGCUUGGCAGCCUUGUUGCAGGGUGCAAAGCACACCAAGUUCUGAUUAUAGCUCAUAAUUCUGAAUAUUCCUGUCAGUUUUCUGUUUAAGCAAAUAUGUUUGAACUGUUAUUGUUUUAUAUGGUAUAAUGCCAUUGCCCUCUGUUUUAAAUUGCUUAUUUACUAAAGAAAAAGAAGCCCCAAAGUUUCAACCAUAUUGCAUGGCUGAAAGUUUAAACUGACCUUGUGUGUUCAAGUGCAGUCAUUCCAUACUAUGUGGGUCAAGACUAAAAAUAAACCUGCUUUUUUUGUAUGCCCAUUCCUAUUCCUACUGGAGUCAUUAAAGGUUUUCUUUGACUACUUUGGAAGGAGGAUUUCAGGAAGAGUUAACAAGUAUGUAUACUGUGUGACUUAUUAAUAUAGUGCCACUAAUUUUUUUCCCUCCUGUAGCUUCUAGUUCUGUUGCUGGGGCUGUGGGCAUGACUACCUCUGGUGAAAGUGAAUCGGAUGAUUCUGAGAUGGGGAGAUUGCAAGGUACAAACUAAGAGGCUUAUGUUACACUCAUGACUACAGUAAAUAAAUAUUAACACAGCUUUUAGAUUUGUUCUAAAAUGUUAAGGAUUUUUAAUGCUGCACUUUUAUAUUCUUUGGGAAGGAAAUGUAGAUCAGUCAGCAUUAAUUUCCCAGGACUUGUAUGUCUUUUUUCACUCCUUCUACUCCAGUUUCUACUCUGAUUAUUGAUGGCAUAUCACUUAAGUGAAAUCUUCAUGGUUAAAAUAAAAAAAAAUAAAACUUUUGAGGUGAGAAGGUUGGAAAUGGCAUUGGGUGAUAUCCAGCUAAAUUGUUCUUUUGAGUAGACAGAAUUAAGUUAGAAUAGAUUGAUGGAAAUAAAUGUACAUAGAUUACAGUGGGUCUGCUUAUCACUGGAUAUUGCCCAUUCUGAUUUCUGGAACUGCAUUUGCCGUCAUACACUGUAAAGUCAAAGUUUCAUUAUUGGAAGGAAAAGCUUUUAUGGUGAUUAGAAACUGUUUUAUCUUUUUGUUUGUUCUAGCGCUGCAUCCUCUAAAGACUGGCUUCGUUACCUUCUAGGUGGUAGUUGGCAGUCCUUGCUCUUAAUUUUUUUUCUUUUUAGAAGAGCAAAGAGGAUUCAACUGCUUAUUGUCCUUAAUAGAAACCUUUAGCUGUCUUAAGUAGUACCAUUAGUAGGUAUUAGAACUUUCAUUUUCAAUCAGAAUAAAUAGGUUAUCUAAGUUUUCGUUGUUUUAAGUAGGUGUUCAAGUGGGGUGUAUGCUAGUAAUUAUUUUAAACUCGUACUGCUUUCAAGGCUUGGGGCCCUUGACUAGGUAAAUGCAUGUAAAAUAUUGCUUCUAAGUUAGCAGUUCUAGCUCAGCCCAUAUUAAAAUUCUUCACUGCACUCAGAUCUUGAUUAGAAUUGGCUCACUAUUGUUAUGGUGUAGGGUUUAAUCAUCCUAAUAAUCUGUGCUACAACACUGAAAGUCUGUGAUGUGAAUUAUAAAUUACGGUGCUGUGCAUGAGUUUCAAAUAAGUUAUAUGUAUAUUUUUGUCUCUAGCUCUGUUGGAAGCUAGAGGUCUUCCUCCACAUCUGUUUGGUCCUCUUGGUCCUCGAAUGUCGCAACUUUUUCAUCGGACAAUUGGAAGUGGAGCUAGUAAGUAAGCUGCUUCAUCCAGGAAGUUUCUGGAAUUACUACUCUUGGGAAGUUUGUCCCUCCUCAGCCUUAUAGCUUCUUGAAGGACUACUUCUAAGACUAAAUUCUCAGAAUACUUAGAUCUUGUACUGUAACUUUUAUUAACAAGUAAAAAAACAAAAACAUCCUAUUAACUGGCUUUUGUCAAACCUCCACAUUUGUGGAUUUCUUCAUAAUCACUUGAAUUAUAUUUAUUGCAGCCGAAAGGAAACAUAUUUAAAGCAACCUGUUUAAACAACUACUUCUUUCUAGACUUGAAUCACAGGGUUUGGAUGAUCCUUUCUCUGUCUCUUAAGCCAAGUUAAAUCUGGGGUUUUUGUCUACAUGCACAGCACUUUCACCAUGAUUCAACCAUUAAACCUUUUCCAGCUUCACAAUGUGACUUAGGAUUUUGACUUGUUCCAUAUGUGGUGGGCAUCAUUUUAUGAUUUGGACAAAGGGGGAAACUUUAGUGCAGUAAAAACAAGAUUGACCUUUAACAUUCCUGCCAAAUAAUGUUUUAUCAUCCCAAGUAGUUGGAUUGAAAAGUAAUAACCACUGCUUACGAGGGGUCCAAAGGACACACACCCUGCCCCAUCUCCAAAUUAGCUUUUGGGUAACGUUUUGGCUGCUACUGGCAUGGGGGCACCAUGCUUGACCGUGUCUUGUGCUCAAACUAAGCACUGAGAUGGACACAACGCUGUAAUGUCAUUGUAUGAUUUAGAGUGGCUGAAAACCUAUUAGGACACACAGACACACACACACCUGAUACUUUGUUCAUUCUGCAUACAUUGGCUAUGGUUGGCAUGGGAUGGUGUAUUGCACAUGAUUAUUUCUCUGGAUUGGAUGCCAGUUCUGUGCCAUCUUACAUGGAAGCUUGUCUUUGAUUGUACAAGCCUUUUUUUAGGUAUAUGAUUUGUGGUGGCUCAGAGCUUGGGGUGUACACCCCCAGUUCUUCAUUUCUAAACACUUUGGCUAUUAUUGGAAUUGGAGUGCCACGCUUGACUCUUGUGCCAGAAAGAAUCAUUGGGAUGUACCUAAUUCAGUACUGUCUUCUAGCAAACACUUCUCCUGGAGUUGUGGGUGGGUGAUUGGAGACAUGGGAGCACAUUCCCAAUUUCACUGGCUGUUGUUGACUAAGGGGUGCCAUGUUUGACAGUGUCCAAGAGUCACUUCCUGUUUGGUUGGACCAUGGCCCCUUCUAAGGAAUCUGAACCACAUGGACCCACAGGGAGGGCCUGCAAUGCUAGGAACAGUUGUCCCCAUCUGUCCUGUAGUAAGGUCAGCCUGACAGCUGGGAAUGAAAAGUACCCAUCUUCAACCUUUAGUAUGUUGUUUUUUAAUGCUUAUCUGGUUGUUCUCUCAAAUAAUUGCUUUUGCAGGAAUCCUAAAGUUUAAAUGUGUUUUUCACUAUUUUUAUUGUACUUGAUGGUUAAUUAGAGGCUUUCUGGUUUAAAAGUGGUUCACAGUGCAGUGGUUCACAGUUAAAUCCCCAUUUAAUAAACCAACAUUGUCCAAACACAGCCUCUGCAUAGGUAAUCAAAUAUUUCUACAGUGAUUCAGUCCAUUGACCAAGGUGGUUUACAUUUUCUAAGCUUUCCUAAAUUAGGAAGAUGUAUCUACUUACCUUGCUGUUAGAAGUUUCAUCAGUAGCUCUGUAUUUUAAGUAAAUGAUGCAUAUGUUAACAGAAGCACUAGCCUAUGACAUAUCCAGACUUAGAUGUACGCCCAGUCUAUUGACACUGUGAAACUUUGACUGGUGAGAUGCAGUUCAGAAACACAUUGUUCUCUAAUCUCUCAUGAUUGAUUAAAACUGCAUAUUUUGACUAAAGGUUUUUUGUUGUUGGUACUUCACUGUGGAGGGUGUACCAUGAAGAAGAAAAGUUUUUGAAUGUUUAAAACAGAAUUGGGAUCCUCUCAAAGUUUUGCCAGUGUAAUUAUUCCAGUAUAAUGACACAACAGUACAGCAUAACAGCCUAAUUCUCUACAGUUAGGCAAUUCUGUACAGUUGGCAUAGGAAGACAAUAUACAAUUCAGCUUAAUGUCCUCCGGGGAGGCAUCUGUCAUUUGGCAUCAGUUCAUCACUAGAAAGCCUGAAGUACAGAAAGCUACAAGUGCAGUAUUAGCAGGAGUGAGAAGAGGCUUAACUGUGUGUGUCUCAAUUGCAGGUGAAUUUGGAACUUAAUUUUGAAUAGUGAUUCAGAACUAUGUGCCCAUAGAUCUACCAGGGUUUGAUCAGGUUGAGAACUCUGCUAGCUAAAAAAAUGAUCUUAAAUUGUCUUUCUAUUUCUGUUCCUAUCUUAUCAGGAUGGAUUCAGUUUGCACUAUCUCUUGAAUAUUAUAGUGCAUUUCGGUAGCUUAAAGCACAUACUGUUGGUUUAUUUGGUAGCUUUAAUCUAAUAACAUUUAAAUAUCAACAAAGAUGCAUAUAAAUGCAGCAUUACUGACUUCCUGCUUUCAUAUUUAUGAUAGGCAGCUAAUGAAAAUGCCCUGUCUCUCCUAAUGAACUAUGAUAAUAUAUUGUGGAAGUGGAAGAUUUAAGCUUUCAAAAUCCCCAAUUUUUCUAGGUUCUAAAGCUCAGCAACUUCUACAGGGGCUCCAGGCUACUGAUGAAAGCCAGCAAUUACAGUCUGUGAUUGAAAUGUGUCAGUUGUUGGUCAUGGGGAAUGAAGAAACUUUGGGAGGAUUUCCAGUCAAGAGUGUUGUGCCAGCUCUGGUAAGGACCAGUCUUCACUCAUUCAUUUGAACAUGUAAUGUAUUAUCCACUGUGUUUUCAUGAAGAAGUAAAUGCUUCAAUAACUGCAUUCUCUCUAAAUGUUUUAGAGCAGUAUGUUUCACCAAUGGCCUUGGCAAAAAGUGACAUUUUUAAAGAAACAGCAAAUUACUGAUUGUGUUUCAGACAACUAGGGAAUAAAUGUGCAUCUUGUCUAGCCAUUCUGAGAUCCAGUGUAGGGGGUAGGGGUUUGUAUUUGAACUGGAUAGACAUGGGUUCAAAUUUUUGCUCAGGCAUGAAGCUGUGUGGGUGGUCUUGAGCAAGUCUCUCUCAGCCUAACCUAUCUCAUAAGGCAGGCAUAGGCAAACUCCAGCCCUCCAGAUGUUUGGGACUACAUUUCCAAGCAUCCCUGCCCACUGGUCCUGUUAGCUAGGAAUGAUGGGAAUUGUAGAUUCAGCACACUUAUAAAUUACUAGAAUUUAGAGAAAUUGUUCUUGCAAGCUGACUCAUCCUUUCGUAUUGUUUGCAGAUAACAUUGCUGCAGAUGGAGCACAAUUUUGACAUUGUAAGUAUUUCAUGCACACUUUGUUAAAUGCAGCUUCAGGUAAAUCUCAAAGCAGGCUUUGCUAGUUUGCACAUUCUAGAUAGCAUUGUUAGAUCAAUGGCUGCUGGUCAUGGUGGCUAUAUGCUAGGUCCAGUACAAGAGGCAGAAUGUCUCGUGAUAACCACUUCCUAGGGAAGACCUAUUACUUUUUAUGCUCUACUUUUGUAGGCUUCUUACACGCAUCUGGUUGGUCAUGGUGGGAAACAAAAUUCUAGACUAGAUAGGCUUUGAACUGCUCUAGCAGGGCUCUUAUGUUCUUAUAUCUUUUAAUAGAUGAAUCAUGCUUGUCGAGCCUUAACCUAUAUGAUGGAAGCACUUCCCAGAUCAUCUGCUGUUGUAGUAGAUGCAAUUCCUGUUUUUUUGGAAAAGGUAAUACUGUUAACUAACUUUAUGAACUUAACAUUUGUUGUAACAUAAUGUCUUAUGAAGCAGUACAAAGAGUAAUUUUUCUCAACCUGGUAUAAAGUUUUAAGAUGGACUCCAACACCUGAAAAAAAGAGAGGAUUUACUUGUUUCUUUUAGCUGCUUUUAGUUCCCUAACAUUUCUAGCCGUCUGAUUGUAUUUAUGAACAAAUAUGAUAGCAGGUAUGUAUAUAUGUUAUACGUGAGUGAUGUAUGACCUUCAGAUAUUGUUCCUGGAAUCUAGUGCCAGUUCUAAUACCAUUCUAGAGAUGAGAGGCCUAGCUUUGUAUUGUUUAUGCAUGUUCUGGGGCCAGUAAAUCCUAUUGGCAGCACUGGUGUCUCCUGUCCCUGGGGUCUCAAAAGUCCAUGAUUAUGGGACUUGUUCUCUCCCUUGCCCCUGUUGCUGGUUGGCUGCCACACCCUGCUGGCAGCUCUUGCCUUUGCAUAAAAUUUGCCAGUAGAAACUAAAAGAACUGGGAUUUGUAGUUCUUGACAGAGCAUGUAAUGUAGCGUGGUACAUUGUCACUUAAAACAAAGUCCUCUCUCUCUCUCUCUCUCUCUCUCACUCUCUCUCUCUCUCACACACACACACACUCUUCUACGGGGCCUUGGGCCAGAAGCACCUCACUGUUUAGGACGUUGCUUCUGUUCAUGUUUCUGGUUGGCUCUAGCAAUAUCUGGACACUGUAUAGAGAACAUAGGUUUCUUCUUGGUAACAGGCUUGCAAGCCUGGACUAACGGGCCUGGAUAAAGUGUUUGCUUCUGUCCUACCCACAGCCCUGUAAGCUGAAUACAUCAAAGCCAGAAGUUAUGGCUGAGUUUACAGAACAUUCAUUUGAGUAGUCAAAUGUAUUUGGCAAAGUGUAAACUUAAAGACUCUGCCAGUUCCAGUAAUCCUGAAUUUUCUGUUCAGUCUGUUCUGGAGGAUUCAAGAACACUGUAAAUUUCAGUGCUGUGGUUGAGUUAAAUCAGAUAUAAUAAUAAUAUAAAAAAUUAAAUAAUGAUAGGUAGUAGUAGUAUGGGGUAAAAUGUUACAAUUUGGAAAUGGUUUGUAUAAUACUGUACACAAAUACUGGACAAUCCCAUUUUCUUUCCAUGUGAUUAAGUAAGGAAUCAGAAUGAAGCACACCAAUGUUGUAUAAAAUAAAUAUAUAUCUAUAGUAUAGGGUACAUAACAAGAGCAAUUUAAUUACUGUUACAUAAUGCUUAAGCUUUUGAGUGAAUAUAAAGUUUUAUUAUAAAGUGUGCAUGUUUAAAGGUAAUGGAAACUAUUAAAGUAUGGUUCAAAAUUUGAGCAUUGGGAAAUGAUUGACAGCAUAGAUCAAUUUCUAAUCUUGUUUCAUAUCAUUUUAAAAACUAAAUAAAUUGCUUUUAUUUGUUCUAGCUGCAAGUUAUUCAGUGUAUUGAUGUGGCAGAGCAGGCACUCACUGCCUUGGAGAUGUUAUCACGCAGACAUAGUAAAGCUAUUCUGCAGGCAGUAAGUAUUUCUUCUGAUUAAAAAAAAAGGUGCUAUUUUUAAUCUUGAUUGUUACCAGAGUUUUAAAGAGCACUUGCUCCAAGAAACUUCUGUAUCUCUCCUGAUGAUCUAAAGUCCUCUCUUUGCUUGAACUGGUUUUGUGUGUUUUGUAUUAUAGGGAGGCUUAGCAGACUGUCUGCUGUAUCUGGAAUUUUUCAGCAUAAAUGCCCAGAGGAAUGCACUAGCUAUUGCUGCCAACUGCUGCCAGAGCAUCACUCCUGAUGAGUUUCACUUUGUUGCAGAUUCUCUGCCAUUGCUUACACAAAGACUAACCCACCAGGUCAGAAACUGUCUGGGUCAGCUAUCUUCUAAUUGUUCUGAUAUGUGAAUCUUAGAUUGAUCUACAUGUGCUGUGGAGAAAUUUCACCGGACCUUAAUGGUAGUACAGCCCCCUAAAGGAGAUAAUUUUGGCUAUGGAAAUAUAUUGAUAUUAAGAAGUUUGUCCCAGUUCUUGGGUUGUGAUUCUUGGUUGUGUAUUAGCUUGACUAGGUCCUUUUUUAUGCUUUCUCAGUUAACUCUGCCGAACACUGUAAUAGGACAAUUCCAGGAUUGCAAUUCUUGAUGUACCUGCAUGCCAAAUCUUGUGUAUUGAAAUGUAAUACUUGUUUUCAAUUUCUUAGGACAAAAAGUCAGUAGAAAGCACUUGCCUCUGUUUUGCACGUCUAGUGGACAACUUCCAACAUGAGGAGGUAGCAUCUAUUUUCUGUCUUAAGCAUAAUGUUGAAAAAAGGUUUUGACCAAAUGAUACUUAAAACCCUCUUUCUUUCCUUUGAAGAAUCUCCUCCAGCAAGUUGCCUCUAAGGAUUUGCUCACAAAUAUUCAGCAGCUCCUAGUAGUGACUCCUCCAAUUCUGAGCUCAGGGAUGUUCAUCAUGGUGGUGCGCAUGUUUUCCCUUAUGUGCUCCAACUGUCCUACACUAGCAGUUCAACUUAUGAAGCAAAGUAAGUGCAUGUGUAGGCUCUUAGUAUUCUGUUUACUAGAUGUUAUAGUGUCUGUAGGACUGGCAAGUGAAAUGAUAGCAAAUAGUUAAAUGCCUGCUGCAGCAGCUUCAUUAACAUAUAGCGCACUCUCCAUUUUUCUCCAAGAAAAUGUCAUUCCACAGGGCAACCAAAGCUGUUUCAUUGCAAAAUCUAGGCAUGAAAGCUGAGUGAGAUGAAUUGAGAACACAAAAUUGAGUAAAGCUUUUCCCUUGAAUAGCAACUGCCACUGGGUAAUUUCUAGUAAUUCUACAAAACUCAAAAGAUAGCAAGCUACUGGAUCUUAAAAAAAUAGAUAAAUAGUGAUAGUGGGAUCCUGCAAUGAGCAGCUUCUGUUCUGCUUGUACAGCAAAUAUUUCUCAGAUUUUCAUUUCAGCUCUAACUUUUUAGUAACAAAACAUGUUUUCAAGUCUGCAACGUGACAACAUACAUUUGUAGUUGAAGGCUUAAACAAGAUAGCUGAACCAGAAUUUCAGAAUUUUGGUUCACAUGUUGUUUCUAAUGAGAAAAAUGUCUCUAUCUUGUCAUUUAGCAAAAAUUACACAUUGCUUUCCAAAUCUGGUUCUUGUGACUAUCCUUGGUGUACUCUUGACACAGUAAACUGAGAUGCAUCACUUAGAAGUGUGUGUGUGUGUGUGUGUGUGUGUGUGUGUGUGUGUUCACCAUAUGAAAAGGGCAAAACAAGCACAUGGAGACAAAGAAGCAUGCUUAGAGAAAUGUGGAGCUCUGGCACAGAUCAGCAGCAGAUGGCGUGGUCAGGAGGUGGCACUUACGACUGCCUAGUAGCAGAGUUGUGGUUGCUUGCGUGGGUGGAGAAUGGGAGGGGCAAAGCAGGAGGGAGGUUGCUGCUGUGUGAACACACUGGUAGAGCUGCUUCUGUUGGUGCAUUGGCACAAUGCCAACCUCCCUCAUGGUAAGCAGCAGUAACUCUCCUGCCCAAAGAUGGGCAGGUGCGCUCGCCUCCCCUCCCCAUCUCAUACUGAUUUAGAUGCAACUCUGUCUUGACAGUAGAUCUGACAGAUUUCACACUGUACAGAACUAUAUUUUCUAUACUAUUUGCAAUCCUAGUUAACAGUGGGGUGGGGAGAGGGAAUGAGCUGUAGGCUCCAAUUACAGCCAAUCAAUUCCUUUGUGCUAAUUAAUGCACUGGUUUCUCUUUCCCUCACCCUAACAAAUGCCUGUAAUGUUCACUAGGGACCCUGGCCUCCUGGUGACCCCCAAAGUCGUUGCUAAGGACCCAAUAUCAGUUUUAUUUUGUGUAAAGUUGCCAGCAUCAACCUAUAGUAUAAAGAGUCAGAAGAUUUUUCCAUUUUUCCCCCAGGGUGAAAUAUACCUCCCCAGGCACACACACUUGAAGGCUUAUGCUUUAGAGAGGAUCAUGUGUGCAGUAUGGUUUUGGGUUGCUUUCAGUUACUGUUACUGUGUACACUUAAUUCUUGCAGUAGAAAUACACACUAAGUGCAUUCUUCUUGGGAUUGCUCCAUUCUGAGAGCAUUCUUUAAUGCUUACUACAGACAUGGCAGAGUAACAUUGUGAUUGAUUGUUUAUGCUUAAAGAUAUUGCAGAAACUCUUCACUUUCUUCUUUGUGGAGCCUCCAAUGGAAGUUGUCAGGAACAAAUUGACCUUGUUCCAAGAAGCCCUCAAGAACUGUACGAGCUUACAUCACUUAUCUGGUAAGGCUCUUUUUUGGGGGGGGUGAGUUUUUCUUUCAGGAAUGAGAUCCCAUUUCAUAAUACACUGGCAUGAAGUCUAGCAUUACACAAAAAUCUGCUGUUAAUUUUGUUUGUUUUUGCUCUUUCCAGUGAAUUGAUGCCUUGCUUACCGAAAGAAGGAAUUUUUGCUGUUGACACCAUGCUAAAGAAAGGAAACGCACAGAACACAGAUGGUGCAAUAUGGCAAUGGCGAGAUGACAGAGGUCUUUGGCAUCCCUAUAACAGAAUUGAUAGCCGGAUAAUUGAGGUAGUAACCCACACACCCCUGUAUAAGAAAAGACAUUGCUUACUGUUCACUCUUGUAAAUGUAUACAUUGGUUAACAAUUAUUAAUCAAAUUUUAGCUAUGAAAUGGAAAUCAUCUCCUCAGGCUAGGUUAAUUUUGAAGCUUAUGUAUAGUCAUUUUCAUGAAAUGGUGGAUAUUUUUGUCUGACAGCUGAAUAUAUCCAUUAAAAUAGUUUCCUUGCUGAUACUGUAUAGUACAGGGUGAAAACUUUGGAAUGUUAAUUUUAAACUUGUAGUCCACAAAAAAUAAAUUUAAGCAAGUGCUUAGGGUAGCUUGCAGUAUGAAAUCAGGACAAUUAAACCAUAAAGCAGGCAAAAAACAAUUUUUAAAACCUUAUUUGUGGCAUGGCCCAUAUAUGAGGCUGUUACCAACGCUUUCAUUUUGUGCCCAUUUUAUCCCUCAGCAGCGGGGAACACGGUAUCUUCAUUUAUGUAAACUCAAAACUCAUACAGAGUUUAAACUUACAUAUUUGUCUUCAGGCAGCUCAUCAGGUUGGUGAAGAUGAAAUAAGUCUGUCUACGCUGGGGCGUGUUUAUACAAUUGACUUUAAUUCUAUGCAGCAGAUCAAUGAGGAUACUGGAACAGCACGUGCCAUUCAGAGAAAACCUAACCCUCUAGCCAAUACCAACACUAGUAAGUACUAUUUUAAAAAUAGUUCCCACAUUUUGCUUUUGUAAUUAAGGCAUGUCUCCUAUAUAAAGUUUGGUGUCGUUCAGAUACCUAUCAUAAGGAACGAGAUCCUAUUUAGGGCCACAUGCUUUCUAAUAUGUAAAGAUGAGAAUUUCCACUCUGCCCCUUUUAGAGUGUGAAAAUUAGGUAAAUGAAUUUAAAUUCAGAUUCUCGUUGAUUUCUCUGCACCUUUCAAUACCAUCAAUAAUGGUAUUCCUUUGAAGUGACUUUGUGGGUUGUUGGUGGGAGGUACUGUUUUGCAGUGGUUCCACUUCUUCCCGCAAACCUGCUACCAGACAGUAGCAAUGGGCAAUUUUUGUUGCACCCUGUGGGAUCUAUACUGUCCCUCCUGCUAUAUGAAGCUGCAGGGAACUGUCACCAGGGGAUUUUGAGGAGGACACCUAGCUUUCUCUCCCCAUAGCAUCUGAAUCAGGAGAGGCUAUGCCAGUGCUGGACUGGUGCUGGAUAAAGGUCAAUAAACUUAAAUUUGAAUGCUAAUAAAAUGGAGCCCACAGUGGGUUGGUGUUCAUGCAUUGGUUUCUACAAGACUGGAUUGACGAAAUGCACUCUUUGUGGGUUUUCCCUUGGGCUUGAUCCAGAAGCUGCAGUUAGCGCAGAAUGCUGCAGCAUGACUGCUGACAGGAGUGAGUCCUUGUCAACAUAUAGCACCUCUGCUCAGAGAUCUGUACUAGCUGUCAAUUUGCUUGCUGGAUCAAGUUCAAGCUGUUACUGUUAUCAUAAUAAAGCCCUUAACAACUUGGGACUGGUUUACUUACGAGAAGGCCUUGCCCUACUGUGCCCACUCAACCAUUUCAGUCUGUGGAAUUGGCACUACUACAGGUGCCAAAUAAUAUCUGUUCUGCAUUUGUAAGAACUUGAUCAUUUGGUGUGGUAGCAUGUGCACUUCAGAACUCCUUGCCUAUUGAGAUCAAAGCAGGCUCCUUCACUGUACUCUUUUCAGUGCCUGCUAAAAACUUCCUUGUUUAGACAAGCCUACCCAGCUGUUUUUAAACAUGGUAGUGAUUUUUUUUCCCUUGGUUGUAUUGUUUCAUCUUUUUGUAAACCACUUUGAGAUUUCUUUACAACUAAGUGCAGUGUAUAAAUUUUAUGAAAUAAAUAAAUAAUACCUCCUGGUACAUUUUUUUUUUUGUAAAUUUUAUGCUAGUAUGUUACCUUGAGGGGUUUAGGCUGGAUAAAAUUAAACAACGUACCAUUCCUUGAUAUUUAAUGGUCAAGUUAUUUUCCUGUAGGUGGACAUCCAGAAUCAAAGAAGGAUGAUGCUCGAGCACAGUUAAUGAAAGAAGACCCAGAACUGGCUAAAUCUUUCAUUAAAACCUUAUUUGGUGUUCUCUAUGAAGUGUACAGUUCUUCAGCUGGACCUGCAGUAAGACACAAGUGCCUUAGAGCAAUUCUUAGGAUAAUUUAUUUUGCUGAUGCUGAACUUCUGAAGGAUGUGCUGAAAAAUCAUGCAGUAUCAAGGUAAUUGUUAUGUACACUUUGAUGCAAAACCUAUUCUGAAUGAUAUUGUGAUGAGUCAGAUUCUUAACCUAGCAGUUCAUUUGACUAAAACAAGAGUCUCAAAAUGCAAACUGUCUCUUAAGAUAUCUGGUUACCACUUGAGGCUUCUGUGUUUAGCUGUGAUUGCCAUUGUGUUCUCUAAGAAAUGAAAGGCACAGCGUUUUUAAUUAAUGAAUAUCCAUUGUUCAUUAACUAUAACUGCUUUCUAAAUUGCGUAUAUGCAAUGGAUGUGUGCGCCUUUUUUUUUUCUUUUUUUUUACGGUGACAAAAUCCCAAAAUGCUCAUUAUAUGGCAAUUGGUCUUCAAAUGAGCUAUUGGCUGAUUUGCUUGUUGACCAAGGAGAAAAAGUAGAUACCAGACAAAAUAAUUUUAAAAAGCUAUUCGUAAACAGAAAACUUAAACCCCAGGAUUGGUUGCACAUCGUGGUUGUCUGUGUGAAAGCAACAAGUCAGGCAUGUUGCCGUGCAGUGCGUGAAAUUGAUCUCACGGUACCAGGAAUAUAACAUUCCUUCCCACUUUCAGCAACCUGCCCAGUACUGAAAAUGUCCUCAUUUGUGAAUGCAAAAUGUAAAUGAAGCUGCUUUCAUCUUGCUGAAUUUUGUUUGUCUUCAUUUUCUCUUGCAGUCAUAUAGCCUCUAUGCUGUCAAGUCAAGACCUUAAGAUAGUAGUUGGAGCCCUUCAAAUGGCAGAAAUCUUAAUGCAAAAGUUACCUGAUAUUUUCAGUGUUUACUUCAGAAGAGAAGGUAAUGGCAGAAGUUAGAUUCAUGUGUAGCUCUUCAUGUGCCUUGUAUUGUUAAAAAUGUGUCUAGGAGCCAACUCCUAGGGGCCAAGGACCCUUUGCCCCUCCCCAAUAAAAUAUUGGAGUGGGAGGCCCCCCCCAAAAAAGUUAAUGAGUGUUGCUUUUCAAAUGGUGUGCGUGUGCAAGGUCUUGUGAUAGAUUAUGCAAGGCGGGGCUUACCCCCCCCCCAAUUUCAUUCAAGUUGGCACCCCUGGUCAUGUGUUUUGAACAAGCAAACCGCAUUGAAAUAUAUGUCUUUGUCACUGAAGGUUAUCUUUCUUUUUUAAAAAGGUGUAAUGCACCAGGUGAAAAAUCUUGCAGAAUCGGAGGCUUUGCUGACAAGUCCCCCCAAAGCAUGCACUAAUGGCUCAGGAACGCUGGGUGCUACUACAACAAUAAGCACUGGAACAGCCACUGCUGCUAGCAAUGCAGCCGCAGACUUAGGCUCUCCAAGCUUACAGCACAGCAGGGAAGACUCUCUGGACCUGAGUCCACAGGGGUGAGUGUGUUUGACUUGGUCUGUGAACAAAACGCUACUAAUGGCAUUGCUGAGAAAUAGGUGGAGGUCCCACAUUAGAAUGCUUUCUUUGACAGACAUAUUAAAAUAAUUUGAGCUGUCUGCUAAAUUGGAAGAAAAAUGCUAACAUACCAGUUUAUUAGUUGAGAUUAUUAUAAUUUAAAAUCCAGGUUGGUUCAAAUAUAUUACAGUUUGGUUCAAAUGUAAUGUAUCAGGCCUGGUGUAUGUAUGACAUGUGCAUUUUUAAACAUUUGACAGCCGAUUAAGUGAUGUUCUGAAGAGAAAAAGAUUGCCAAAACGUGGGCCCCGGCGGCCAAAGUAUUCACCUCCCAGAGAUGAUGACAAAGUAGACAAUCAAGGUAAGCUUCUGUUGAAAUUGCAUAACUGGUAUAGUAAAUCAAAUAUGGUGGCUACUUAAGAAGCAGUGCUGUACAGUCCUCAGAAAAGAAAGUUUUCUAGUUCUGAAUAUGCCCUAAAUGCCUAGAUGUUGGCAGACCUGUAAAAUAAAUAUUUCCAAAUCAAAGCAGUGACGUUGCAUUUUGAGCAACUGAAUGAACUGAUAUAUUUUUGACCGGAAACUUAUUGUUUUGGCACAAAUGUGUGAAGUGGCUUUGAUUAGAUUAUUAGAUUAUGCAAAUGGAAGUAAAUUUUUGUUGUUUCUGGAAAUCAAAGUUUUCAUUAAAUGCAGAAGAAACUAUCUGCUCCAUACAAAGCUUAAAGUGCAGGCUGCUGCUGAUUCCCACCCCCUAGCAACCCCCCCCCCUUUAUAGGUAGGUGAUGAUACCUCCUGGCUGUCACUGAAGUUCAGUUUACUUGAUUUUACUUGCUUCCUUUGGCUGUGUCUUUGUGUGUAAUGUUCUUUUUCUGCUUCUGCUGUGACCAUUCUUUCUGUAAAAAGAAAGGUGUAGAGUAUUAAGCUUUUUUAAAAUGAGAUGAAUCCAUCGUACACAGUGCUGGUGAGCUUUUAGUAGUGUGUGGACACAUGAUAAAAUAGAUGCACAUAGCAGCUUUAGAAUUGAUGUAUGUUUGUGUACACAUUUGAACUGUAAACAUUUAAGUGUCUUUAAAUCACUUUGAAGAUGCACCUGAUAAUAUUUUAUUCCACAAUUGGGAGCUGUAAUUGCUUAUCUCAUAGCUUUGCUUAGGAGGAAAACAUGACAUGCAUUAAAAGGGAGCAGAACUCUGAAUAUUGGUAACUUUUAAUGCCAAUUGGUAAAGCUUAAGACUUUUUAAAGCUUAAACUUGAAACUUUCUCUCCCAUUCUCUUUUUCCAAAAGCUAAAAGCCCUACAGCUACUCAAUCUCCUAAAUCUUCCUUCUUGGCAAGUUUGAAUCCUAAAACCUGGGGAAGAUUAAGCACACAGUCCAAUAGCAACAACAUUGAACCAGCACGUACAGCAGGUGUGAGUGGUCUGGCAAGAGCUGCCUCAAAGGACACAAUAUCCAACAACAGGUAUAAUCAUACUUCACUACACAAAACUCCAUUCAGUGAAGCCUAUAGUGGCCCAGUUCACAUGCCAUGGUAAACCAGAGUUAAUGGUUUACUAUGAACAUUGAUCUUGGUCACAUUCUCCUGCAGAACAGGCCAUGAUUCCUGGCUUAGCAUUGUGUUCAAACCAAUGUUUGUUUUUAAUCAAACUGCAAUCUUGUAACCAAGGUUUGUUCUUGGCAACAGAUCAAACACCCACAGUAAGCCCAGGCACCAUGACCUGUUUCUCCAGCUUGCUGGUGGGGAGGACCAAGGUGAUCCAGAUCAGCAUGUUCACAGUAAACUGUUAACUAUAGUUUACUAUGACAUGCAAAAAAAGUUUACUAUAGAUUACCUGUGUUGUCUGUGGCAGCUUAGUCUUGGUUUUAAUAGAAAUUUUGGUAGGAGAGGAUGAUGAAGAACUUCAAGCUGGGACAGAAUGUGCCAAAAUGAAGUUUACAGAAUGGGGAGUAAAAGUAUAUGUAUGGAAGGCAGAGGAUAAAUUCUUAAAAUCAUAGGACAAGCAGAGUAGAGGGAGAUGAGUUUGCAGGGACAAUGAAGUUAUACUCAUGAGCGAUCUGGAUAAAGUAACUGUCUAUAUUUAACAAACCUGGACUAAAGUGCAAUGGGAGUUCUUUUUGGUGGGAAGAAAAUUCUUGGCCUUGCAGCUUUUCCUACCUCCGAGACUUCUUUGCACCAUGAAAAUGUACUCAAAUUGUGCAGGGCAGUUGUGCUUAGUAUGCCAUUGUUAAGUGUUCAAUAUAUUAAACUGUACAUUUCUUGUAGAGAGAAAAUUAAGGGUUGGAUUAAAGAGCAAGCCCACAAAUUUGUGGAGCGUUAUUUUAGCUCUGAGAACAUGGAUGGAAGCAACCCUGCACUAAAUGUGUUACAGAGACUUUGCACUGCAACUGAACAACUCAACCUUCAGGUUAGAAUAUCUUUUUAAUCUAUAUUGGAAUGAGAGGACAAACUUUUCACAGGAAGAACAGAUAGUUUAAUACUACUUAGAAUGUACACAUGGAUAAGUCCCAAGCCUUUUCUGCCUUUAUUUAUUAAAAUAGCGAGGUCAUCGGUGCUUAUUGCAUCCAGCUUCUAAGCUUCAGAAGUUGUCUGUUUAAAAGCCAUUGGUGUCACUAACUUUUCCAUUUUGCAGUUCUUCUGUGUUGGAGGGUAUAUUGGUAUGUUGUCACUGCCAAUUUAUGUAUGUCCAGUGCCUUAUGAUACAAUAAGAACCACUACAUUUUUGUUACAAAAACAAUUUCAUAACUGAAGUAAGCCAGUAAUCUUCAAAUAGUGCUCCCUGAGCAUUGUAACUAUAUGAAUAUUGGGACACAAUCCUUAGAGUGGGUGAUGGAUGCAGUUUUACACAGAGGAUUCAAUAGAUGUUUAUGUAACUUGGUGGGGAGGGGAGAGGGUAUAAUAGAUUUGGACAUCUAAUAUGGUGGAUUGCAACUCCCAUUAUCCUGUAUAGCCACGCUGUCUGGGGCUGAUGGGAGUUGGGCAACAUCUGAAGGACACCACUUUAGCUACCCCGUGGUAAAUUCCUGGCGGUGAUCUAGUAUGCCGCCAUGUGCUUGUGUAGAUGGUCAGUGAACAGGGGACUCUUAAAAGUGUGCCCAGCUCUGCUUUUAGGAUGGAUGAUGUCCUAAAUCUUAAAAGAUUGCUGGAAUUUUAAAAGGUGAUGAACGCGCAGCCAGCAAGUUGUACAAUACGGUCAAGCAGUGUGCUAGUGCACGCAGCUUGCGCUCUCUUCAGGUAUAGCAGGUACAACAAAUGAAGAAGGAAUAGUUCAGCGUGAUGUCCAAAUGCGGAAUUCUAGCUGGUUGGUUUGACUUCCAAACAAGCCAUGAUUUGUUGUCCAACAACUUUAGGAGCAACAGACCAGAAUCCUGCAUUUAGACAUUAUGCUAAGCUAUCACAACCUGAUUUUUGUUCUGCCUGCUUAUGUGAAGAGAAGCGGAGUGGGUUUCAUGCAGUAGCUCACUGCUUGAUCAUAUCAUAGUUCAAGUUAUUUGGGAUUCCUGGCUUACCGUUAUGUGCAGAGUCAGCAUUUCACUGUUUUAAAAGGCCCUCCUUACAUAAUUUUCUCACACAGCUACAUAGUCAGUGUUCCUGCAUGGUGGUGUUGGCAUACAACUAGUAUUUUCAAACAUCAGCUAGUUUUAAAAGUUCUUUGGCGCUCAUUUAGUGAUGAUCAUAUCCUGUUUGGUAAGCAGAUAUCAAGCCACAGUUUCGUGAUUUAGAUGUUUUGGGGAAAUCGUGACAUAAACCAUGAGAGAGAUGCUGAAGCUGGCACACGAAGGGGCAGGGGAACAUGUGGGCACAUUUAUUCUUAGCUCAGUAAACAUUGAACCAACUUGUAGAAAAUAUUUCUGAAUAGGCUUUCCAUUCAAGCGAGGGGAAAACAUCCUGGAUGACAUUACUUAGGCACCUAGUUUCAGUGUAAUGUGCUGAAUAGUUACGUUUUCAUAAGGCCGCUACAUAUGUGCUGCCUUCUAGUGGUGUAUUGGCAUGAACUUUUCUGCACAUGCUCAUUUAAGUUGUGUAAAGUAAGUAAGGCAGUGCAGAGUAUGUGUAAAAAAAAUCUGAGAUAUGUAUUCCUCUGGAUUUGAGUUUUUAUUUUUAAAUAUGCUGGUUCUUGUUCCAUUUGUGGAAUAGUUCCUGGACUACUAAGCCUCAUUCUCAUACAGAGACUGUUUAUUUCAGGUGGAUGGUGGAGUUGAGUGCCUUGUAGAAAUCCGUAGUAUAGUCUCUGAGUCUGAUGUAUCUUCAUUUGAGAUCCAGCAUAGUGGGUUUAUGAAACAGCUGCUGCUUUACUUGACGUCUAAGAGUGAAAAAGAUGCUGUAAGCAGGGAUGUGAGAUUGAAAAGGUUCCUUCAUGUGUUUUUCUCUUCUCCAGUAAGUACUUACAGCUCCAGUAUUAAAGGGGUCGCUUCAUUCUUCUGUUCAUUUUUUACUCUUUCAAGAAUCUAGGGGAGGUGGUAUUAAAAGACAUAACUGACUGGUAGCCAUAUAUGGCUUUCCUCUUUCCCCAGAGAGAACUUGAUAGGCAAAUGACUAAAACAUGCUUUGAAGAUAACAUUUUAUCUCACACACAAAAAUUGUGUUUUUAUGUACUUUUUUUUUUCUUAGUUGGGUUAAACUGUAGUUUUGGAUAAACAGGCGCAUUUUGUUUUGUGGAAGUCAAAUGCUUGCCUAUGUUCCUGGUGAAAUAUAAUCAUUGGGUUUGGGUUGCCCAUAGCAUGUGGAAUAUAAGCUCGCAUUUGCCUGUAGCCUGCCUGCUUUGUCAGUAUUUGGUCAUAGAGUUACUCAGUGACCACUUGGCAAAAACUAUUUCAAAAAUUAAAUAAUUAAGCAAAACUUUAAUUUCAGCUUCCUGGAGAAGACCCCCUUGGAAGAUUAGAGCCAUUAGAAAAUGCACCUUUGUUGGCUUUGGUCCACAAAAUGAACAACUGUCUUAGUCAGAUGGAGCAAUUUCCAGUUAAAGUCCAUGACUUUCCAAGCGGAAAUGGAACAGGGAGCAGGUAAGGAUUAAUUCUCAGGUAAACGUGUCGCAUUUCCAGAAUGUUCCUGGAAUCAUGAAUUCUGCAUGGCUAAGUGGCCCAUUGUGUUGUGUUUGCUGUCCAUUUUACCAUUUAUGGUCAUAGCAGUUCAAAAACCUGUAGAAAAAACAGUGCUUUGCUUCUUAUGAUAGUGCUAAAUUCACAAUAAUGAGUAGGUAUUUUCAAACUCCUAAAAACCAUAUUUACAGCUUCAACAUCAUUAGCAUAAGCAUCUUUAAUGAACUUCCAUAAAGGUUGUUCUUACUUAACAUUUUAAUAUAAAAUUCCAGCUUCCAAAUGUUGUUUGGAACUAGAAGGGGAGAGUAUGACUUACAUCUUUGUUGAAUAGUGGUAGUGGGGACAUGGCAUACAACUAGUAAGACCAAAACUAUAUUAAUCAAUUUUAGCAGAAUACUAGGGCUAAAUUCAUUGCUCUCUACACACCAUUCAAAAGCUAUAAUUGAAACAGUAUUCCUAUUGGAUACUUGGUGAAUAGGUAGUUCAGAUUUAGAAGUAGUUAGAGACUCAAGAUUUUUUCUGGUUUCAAGAUGAGCACUUUCCUUGGUUGGUUUUCCAAAUGAGUCCUUUUGCUUAGCUGAUUUAUGAAAUUCCAUAUUGGAUUUAAGGAAAACACAUUGAAGUACCUCUUUCAGAUAUUUGACCAAAACUCUAGAAUGAGAUAAUAGUUGAAGCCGUAUUCCAAAUCCAUGUGUAAGUCAAGCAAGUCUGUGUCUUUUUGUUCCUUAUAAAUUUUGCUGUCCGUGUCUUAAACGAAUUAGGUAUUUUUAGUCUAAGCAAUACAGCCAACACUGUGUGUGUGUGCAUGUAUGGUUGUAAUAUUUGCUAUUGUAUGCAUUUCUGUUUUUAUCAGUAAGUUUUUAGCAAGUAAGAAAUGUACAGCAAUAACUACAAGAACUGCUAAUUUUUAAAUAAGUUUGUGGAUCUGUUUCAUUAAAAUGUUAGAUCCUAUGGAUGAUAUCCAUUUUUAGUAUAAUACCCACUGAAAUUAGUGGAGAAGUAAAUUGCUUUCCGUAGGUCUGUUCUGAGUAUGACUUAGCUGGAUAUCACCCUGUUUUUUCUGUUCUUCAUUGGAUUUGUUGAACUGGGAGAUAUUUAAUGACUGUUUCCACACUAUAGUGACAUAAAAUUUUGUGAAUAUAAUAACUGCAGAGCUAGAACUGUUCUAUAACCUGAACAAGCAAACAAAAACGAAUCUAAAUCUCUUACAAAUUGAUAUACAUGAACGUCUAAAGCAGCAAGAUACACUGAAAUAGCAGUCCAAUAUCUGAUUACUGUUUUCUUAUCAACACCUGAAGUGCAAUCCUCUGCAUGUUUACUCAGAAGUAAGUCUCACUGUGUUCAGUUGGGCUUAUCCCAGGUAAGUGUGCAUAGGAUUGUCACCUUGCUCAGCUUAAACUGGCCUGAGGCACAUCUUCUGUAAUAGUUUUGAUUAGGUUUCAGUCUAUGACAAUAGGUGAUGGCAAUUUAAAAUGCAUGCAGUUUUAAUAAUUUAAUUUUAAAGUCAAAGGCAGAAACUAUUUUUAUUGCUGUAAUGUAUUAAAUGUCCACAAGUGAAAAUAGAAUAACUGUAGCAACGUUUUUCAUAAAUUAUCUUGAGUUUUUCUCUUAACAGAGGAUCGCAAGCUUUAAAAUUUUUCAACACCCAUCAGUUAAAAUGCCAGUUGCAAAGACAUCCAGACUGUGCUAAUGUGAAACAGUGGAAAGGUGGACCUGUGAAGAUAGAUCCCCUGGCGUUGGUACAAGCCAUUGAAAGAUACCUUGUAGUUAGAGGUACCUCUUUUCCUUAUGAUACACUGUAAAAGUAUGGUGGUUGCCUUGUGUGUCAGUUCUUGCAGUAUGUGUCAUAAAGGGUCUCAUUGUACAGCUUGCAAAUUUAUGAUGUUGUAAAUUGACAGUAAAAUCUGAACCUUUUUAUUUCCUGAUUAUAGUUCAAUAAUCAUUGUAUAGAUUUUCAGGUUGAUUGAGACUGCCUGUCAAUCUCCAAUUAAAAUGCUCCCGCUCCCCCCCCGUGUAUUCAAGAAUGCAAUCUGCCCAGCCCAAAUGGUCUCUCUGGUUCACUUUAUCACUUGUUGCACCAGAAUUGCUGUGUUUGCUUGUAUGUAAAUAGCAAAUAGGUAUCACCAAAAACCUGGGAAAACUUCAAGAUCCCACAUGUUAAAAGUUUCAUACCACUAGCUAAAAACUAUUGUUGCUAGUGGGAGAUCUUUAUAAGAUAGUAUUUUGGAGAGCUAAUACUAAAAUGCUUCACUGUCCGUCACCAUGGACUGCUCAAACAUGUUUCCACAGAUGCUAGACAUCUAUGUUAUUUCCCCUGGGGCAAGAAUAGGGAGAAACAGAUGGCACAUAGGUGUGGAUUGUUCAAAAGUGGACUUUUACCCUAGUUUAUAGAGCUACAUAACUAUCAUAAUUAUUGUCAAUUUUGAAGCAGGGUAUCUUUGUUGUUUGAGGUGCUAGGUCAAAAGGACAGUAGAUUGCUUCUCGUAUCUCCAGACUAAGCCAAAGGUCACUCGCAGACCAAGCAGCAAUGGAACUUUCUGUAUAUUUUUUCUCAAAGUUCUUUGAAAGUGUUUUCAAAAAACGAAUUCUAUUUGAAUAAAAGAGGGAGGGUCUUCACUUCUCUAAUCUAGCCCAGUCUAAUCUAGUUCACAUCUCAAGUCUACUCCAUAGCAACCAGCAAGAUGUCUUUUGGGAAUCCCACAAACAGGAAUGAGAGCAAUAGUUCUCUUCCUCAAUUGAUCACCUGCAACUGGUGUCCAUAGGAAUUUUGCCUCUGAUGCUAGAGGUAGUGUGCUGCCAUCAUGACUAAACUAUUGCCAGUCUAUCCAUGUAUUCGUCUAAUCCCUUUAUAAAACUAUCAGAGUUGGUGACCAUUGUGUCUUGUGGUAGCAAAUUCCAUAGUUUAUGUCCUCAGUGCAGAGGUCUGGUUACUCUGCAGUUCUGCACAUAGGAUGCUACUAAAGCUGCAUACAGUGGUACCUCAGGUUACACACGCUUCAGGUUACAGACUCCGCUAACCCAGAAAUAUUACCUUGGGUUAAGUACUUUGCUUCAGGUUUGACUUCCGGGGUGGCGCCAUCGGUAAUGGCGGACUCCCUCUGAUCCGGAGGGACUGGCUCCAUGGAAAACGGGUCUUUCCCGCUACGGCGAAGCGGGGACCCUUUGAAAAAUCACAGGCGGAUGAAGCCUGUGACCAUGGGACUCGCCGGGCACCUUUCGCGCCCCCCCCAACUCGUAAAGGAACCCAGUUACGGGCUCCGGAGCGAAGAGGGAGAAGUGGCGCGGUGCUGAGAGUCAACUGCUUAUUCCGUGGAGCGAAGCCGCAUAGCCGUUGCUGGAGAGCGCUGCCUUUUUCCUGGGACAAUUUGGCUUUUAAAACAAUUACCCAUGAGUAGCUCAAUUUCGAACAAUUGGACUUUAAAUAAUGACCUGCGAGUAGAAAGGAAAAGUGGACUAAGAAAUUCUUCUCAAUUUGGCACUGAAACGGGAAGGUCUAAACAGGAAGUCAGCCUUCUGUUUCUUGUAGAUAGAUUAAAGCAAAGACAUGGCAAACUAGAGUUCAGAAAAUCGUUUGUAAAGGAUUAACUUUCAUCAUUUAAAAUUGUUGAACCCCCUUCGGAAGCAGGAGAAGAGGGGGGAUUUUUUCUGGACUGGUUAAACCUGCAGAAGAGAGUGUAAAGAAAAGUAAUUUUCCACCGUCUCGGACCUGGGAGCGGGGUGUCAGGACUGACGUUCUUUGGGAAGUUCAUUGACCAUAGACAAACGUCUUUGACAGACAGUUAAAAGAAGAGAAACAUAGUGAUUCCAUCGUUCUCCUUCGCAUUUUAAAGGAACAAAUAUUGACAAAAUAUCUGAAAAAGGAAACUUUGUUGCUAGAUCUACUUUUAAAAGAAAAGAUCAAAUAGAAGUUCUUCCCCUAGAGGAGCCUAUGAAACUGUUACUAAAUCUAAAUCGGGGAGCUCUGCAGCUGCAACAGAUUACGAUCGUGGGAACAGACUUCUGACCUUGUAUAACAAUGUAUUCAGAAGCUCUGGUGCGUGCUUUCUGCAAAACAAGUGCCCUAUUGGAACAGUUACAUGAGAAGACGGACUUGAUGACUGUUGCGAUCAGAAAUUUUGGACAGGUAGUGGGUAACUAUAUAGAACCCACCCAGGAAUCAAAUCAGGAGUGUGCUCUGACAGAUCAGAUGAGGGAAGAGGAUGUUGCUGGACCUUGGGUGCCAGAGAUGGAGGGAGCUGUGGCCCAGCAGGAACAUGAGUUGUUGGAUUUGACAAAUGAACUUGGAAAAAGCCAGGCUUGGAGAGAUAGAGUUUUGUUUGGUUUGGAAAUGGGGGGUUGGAUAGACCCCCCUAUGCAGGGAUGUUUUGACUUUCCAAGUCUGGCAAUGGGCCGUGAGAUGUUUGGGGUUGUGGGGGCUCUUAAUUCUGGAGGGAUUUUGAAACAUGUUUUUAAAUACCACAUGGAGUUUAGUGUGGACUAUGGAAAAGGGGCUGAUUUGUCGAGAAGGGUCAAAAACACUGUCAAGUUGGAGUUUCCACGAGUGAAAGGAGCAGGAGACAAAGUAAAGUACAGGUAUAAAUAUGAAGAAGAGCUGCGGAAGGGACAUGGAAGAGACUUAAGGGCCUCGGACAUAAGAUUACCAGGUUAAUGAGCUAGAUUGAUGGGAUAGAAAGGACUGACAAAACCUGGGACCAGGAGGAAGAGACGCUGGAUGAAGAUUGGAAGAAAGUUUUUUUUAAAAAAAAUUUAUUAGGAUUGUUUUAUAAAAUUGAUGACUGUUAGAAAAAUGUUGGAACGAAAUCAUUUGGCUUUAGUAAAAAUGUUAAAAGAAUUAUGUAAGAAUAUGUUAUGGUUAUGAGAAACUGGUAUAAAUAAGAUCUAAGUUUUAAGUUUUAGGGUCUUUUAUAGUAAGAUAAGGUUAAAAUAGAUUAAGGUAAUUUAAUGACAGAAUAUUAUGAAAAAUGGAAAGGAUUUGCUGUGAUAAUUAACAACUAGGAUACAAAAAAGGGAGGAGUGAGGAGGUCGAUGAAAUAAGGCAAUGACAGUUAAGGAUUUUGGAAUAUUGGAUUUGUUUUUAAAUUUUUGUGGUUUAUUUUUGCUUUUUGAUUGUCUUGUGUUACGUGUUUUGUUGUUACUUUUUGAUUUUGAUUUUUAUCAAUUUGUAUUGCUUGAUUGUGGUUUGUUUUUCUUUUGUUUUUUCUCUUUCUUUCUUUUUGUUUAUCUUGUAAUUUUAAAAUUCUUAAUAAAUAUCAUUAAAAAAAAAAAAGUACUUUGCUUCAGGAUGAGAACAGAAAUCGUGCUCCUGCGGUGCAGCAGCAGCAGGAGGCCCCAUUAGCUAAAGUGGUGCUUCAGGUUAAGAACAGUUUCAGGUUAAGUACGGACCUCCGGAACGAAUUAAGUACUUAAUCUGAGGUACCACUGUAUUGGCAAGCUGUACUGUUGUGAUCCAUUUUUAAUGUUUCUUAGAUAGUGACUUAUUUGCGUCUGGGAAUAGAAUAGUAUGAGAGGUGUUUCUUGCAGCCUCUGUAAAACACUUUACAAGUUGCACUGCUGUUGUCUGUUUUUAGGUUAUGGCAGAGUGAGAGAAGAUGAUGAAGACAGUGAUGAUGAUGGAUCAGAUGAGGAAAUAGAUGAAUCUCUGGUAAGGCUUUGUUCAGUUUUGAUCUCCUUUGCUCACAGCUGGAAGGUUGAUUUUUAACUUCUAUCCUUUCCUUCACAUAGGCUGCUCAGUUCUUAAAUUCAGGGAAUGUGAGGCACAGGCUUCAGUUCUACAUUGGAGAUCAUCUCCUGCCAUAUAACAUGACGGUGUAUCAAGCAGUUAGACAGUUCAGUUUGCAAGCUGAAGAGGAAAGGGAAUCAACAGAUGAUGAAAGCAACCCUUUAGGAAGAGCUGGCAUAUGGACAAAGACUCAUACCAUUUGGUAAGUCAAUCAGAAGAAGGGGAACAGUCACUGUUGUCACUGAGUUACAGAUGCAUAUUUGUUUGUAGCCCUCAUGUGUUAAACUUAUUGAAUAAUUGUGUAAAAUAUCAUUUUCACUCUUCAUUAUAUUAAUAUGAAGUAAGAAUCUGUUAGGACAGUAAGAUUAUGGACAGCACAAAUUAAUCUGGAUUGCUUUACUGUGAAGUAAAGCAGAACAUCCUGUUCAAGCAGCAGAUUCGAAAGAGGUUCCAUUAUUGCUAUCACUAUUUUUCUUUCUCUUUUUACAUGUGCUGUUAUCUGGUUGCAGAGUGCUUGUAUUCAAGUAAAUAUAGGAUCUCCCUGUUUUUCUCCAUAGGUUAAGGGGAGCAGGAGAGGUAAAAUCCCAAGGCCCAAAGUAUUGAGUGAACCAGACAUACUUAGCAAUGGUUUGCAUAUAAUGCUAACCCAUGGUUUAGCACUAUGAAGAUGAGCCUGAACCGCAACGCUAAGCUCUUCUUCCCCUUCCCCUUCCCCUUCCUCUGUUUCUGUAGUGAGGAGGAGGCCUUCUUCUGAGUUUACUUCAAGUUUAAAAGAAUAUUUUGGGUACAAACCAGAAUUCCUAGUUUCAAACAAAGACUAGCUGCUAAGAAGGCCAACAUAAACCAGAUUAUAACCCAUUUUUAAUUAACCACUAUUUUAAACCAGGAUUCCUGGUUUGUAUGUAAUGCUAAACCAGGAUUAUUUUGAAUUGGAAAGUACCGUAUUUUUUGCCCUAUAGGACGCACUUUUUCCCCUCCAAAAAUGAAGGGGAAAUGUGUGUGCGUCCUAUGGGGCGAAUGCAGGCUUUCGCUGAAGCCUGGAGAGCGAGAGGGGUCGGUGCGCACCGACCCCUCUCGCUCUCCAGACUUCGCGCAGCUCUCCGCAAGCAGUGGGAGCCGAUGCUGGGCUCCCGCCGCUUGCGGAGAGUUGCCUGCAUGCUGAAGCCUGCGCGCGCUGAGCUCAGCGCGUCCAGGCUUCGCGCACUUCUCAGCAAGCAGCGGGAGCCGGCGCUGGGCUCCCACGGCUUGCAGAGAGCUGCCUGUCGGGGGCUGGGGUCGGGGGAAGCUCGGGCUUCCCCCGGCCCAGCCCCACACCUGGGGGGGAGAUAAUUUUUUCCCCUUUAUUUCCCUCCCCCCCCAGAAAACUAGGUGCGCCUUAUGGGACGGUGCGUCCUAUAGGGCGAAAAUACGGUAAUAUUUGCAGAAGUUGCCAUCCUUGUGUAGGAGGAGGAGUGGGGAGUGUGUGAGCCCAGUGCUUUGCUCAUGCGCUCUGAGGCUUGUCCACAUAGCACUCAGUGAUUUACUGGUAAGUGUGUAGCAGCCCAAUAUUUAGGAGAUCUGCGAUUGAUCUUCAGGUUGUUGUUUUUUAUUAAUUGUACCUGUUAUGGCCUGGUAGCUGCCCUGCCCAUUCCCCGCUUUGCCAGCUUGCUGAUGAAAAUUGUUCUCUCCCGCUGCUGGUCACCCAUGGCAGCAGUGGAGAAUAUAGGAACUUAUACUCCACUUCCAUAGGGCUUGGAGCAGUUUUGAAGGGGAUAUGGUUAACCCUUCUGCUGCUGCUCCACAUAAAUUGACAGACCUCCAUAGCUGCACUUCCAUGUGGGGAAAUAUUGGGAGAGCAAUUAUGAAUCUCUUGUGUAAUGAGUAGAUUGGUUCUCAGUUUGGCACUAAAAGAUAGACUUUUAAUAAUUCUAAUUUUAUAGGUAUAUAGUAUUGGAUUGGCAUGCUCUUUUCGCACAGGAAAUUACUGUUCCUGUAGAUUUCAUUAUCUGGUCAGGUAGUCAGUAACAUAAUGCUUCUUUUUAGGUACAAGCCAGUGCGAGAAGAUGAUGAUAGUAAUAAAGACUGUGUUGGUGGUAAAAGAGGAAGGGCACAAACUGCUCCUACGAAAACAUCCCCUAGAAAUGCAAAGAAGCAUGAUGAAUUGUGGCAUGGUAAGCAUUUGGAUCACCUGUAAGCAUAGAGGGAAGGUUGCAUAAUGUUUUAUUUGAAGCACAGUUUAAUUAAGAUCCUGUUGCUGACUGUUACAUAAAGAAAGUAAAAAUAUAUGAAAACCUUUUUCCACUGAUUAAUAGAAUCUAUCCCUUUUUCAGAUGGGGUAUGUCCUUUGGUUUCAAAUCCUUUGGAAGUUUAUCUUAUAUCUUCGCCACCUGAAAAUAUAACUUUUGAAGAUCCUUCAUUAGAUGUUGUUAUUCUUCUGAGGGUUUUACAUGCUAUCAGUCGUUAUUGGUAUUACCUGUAUGAUGUGAGUACACUUGUUGCUGUUGUGUUUGAAUUUUUUCUGAUCUUUGCUUAUAUUUGUCUGCUUAAGGAACUUCUGACUGUAUUGUAUCUUUGUAAACAACUUAGAGACUCUUGUAGUAAGCAGUAUAUGAAUUGUUUAUAUAAAUAAAAUAAAUAAAGUUACUGCUCUUCAUAGGUGAGGCAAGCUGGCCAAGCAUUCUGGCUUCUCCAACAGAUUGCAAUUCUCCAGGUUCAGCUUCAUCAGAAAAGGGCUCACAAGGCUAAAACUACCACCCACCACACAGCCAGCAAUAGUCCUGUUAAUGUCACCUGCCUCCACAAUAGUACAAAGCAAGCUAUGCCUCUCUUGUAACCCUAGUGUGCAAACACACUUCAAACCACAGUUUCAGUGCCUGGCUUUAGCAGAAACCAUUGUUGGGGUUGACCAUGGUAUGUGGCAACACCAGAUUACAUGUGCAUCAUGGUUAAUGCUGAAUAGCGGGGAAAUGUAAUCCAAAGUUGAGGAGAAAGUGAAGGAGCGUGUGUUCAUUUGGCUAGUUUCUGACUUGCAAGAUGUGUUUUGCAGGGAGCCCAUGUUGGGCUAAAGGCACAGUCACUGCGUUCCUGUGUUUUGUAAACUUGAACAGUCUUGGUAGUGAAUGAGUUUUUCUAAAUAGAAGCAACUUUCUUUUUGACAUUGCAGAAUGCAAGCUGUAAAGAGAUUAUUCCAACAUCAGAAUUUAUCAACAGUAAACUCACAGCAAAGGCAAACAGACAGCUUCAAGAUCCUUUGGUGAUAAUGACAGGAAACAUACCAACAUGGCUGACAGAGCUUGGGAAAUCAUGGUAUGGAAUUUGACUAUAAACCAUUAUUGUACUGUGGAGAUUUUGAGCAGACUCUUCCCAACACUAGAAUUUUUAUAAAGGAAUGAAGGAGUGAGGGAGAUGAUGCAGAACUUUGAAAUUUCAUAUUGAGCAGGUCAGGAGGAAUUCAGAAGUUUACAGGCCUGCAACAAAACCAUUUAAACAGGAUAGGUGACUUUGAAGAAGAGGCAUCAAGUUUUAAACAUGAAUAUAUAUUUCAUGAUAAAUUUCUCAAGUGGAGUCAGGUUGCCAUAUACUGUUUCCCUGUGCAAUGGUUUAUUCAAGCUUGAGGAAGGCUUAGUUUAAACCAACUUUAAGGCCUUUUUCUUUGUUCCAAAAAUAAUAUUCACAAACUUCAAGGACUAAGUAAAGAAUGUUAACAAGAUCCAGGUACUGCCCACGUGGCAGGUCUCUUUUUCUCUCUUAAGAGGCUUCCUCUGCAUCCAGCAUGGAAACAUAGACUAAUUUGUUAUCAAGCUAGUCUUUUUUGAAGGUUUUUUUUUAAAAUAAUAAUAAUAAUGCAUUGUUUUAAUUGGUAUUGUAAGCUGCCUUGAAUUUAUAUAUAUAGAUAAAUAUUUUUAAAUAAAUAAAAUGUUUUAAAUAAAACAUUGUCAACUGUUGGCAUAUACAGCCUUGCUUAACUUCCAAAUAAUAAAGUUGCAGUGUAAAACUCAUCUCUUUUUUUACAGUCCUUUUUUCUUUCCGUUUGACACACGGCAAAUGCUAUUUUAUGUAACUGCCUUUGACCGAGAUCGAGCCAUGCAGAGACUGCUGGACACCAAUCCAGAAAUCAACCAGUCCGAUUCUCAGGAUAGCAGAGUGGCACCACGACUAGACAGGAAGAAGGUAACUUUAUUAUUGGGGGUGGGGGCGUGGCAGGAAAGAAAUGACCUCAUUGAACCCCUCAGAGGUUUAGAAUAAGCUUCUUUUCUAUAACUGAAUUACAUUAGUUAUAGGAAGAAGUUGGGGAAGUCUGCAGUUCUUCCAAAUGAUCACAUUAAGGCCUUUUCAAAGCUACUGUGAGGCAGUAAAUAUGAUUGUUGUCAUGGUUUAUAAAUGAUGCUCGCUUACUAAUUUUCAUGUAUUCUAGAACACCUAAAUCCUCUGAUCUGUAACCUGAAAUGAAUUCUUGCUUCAAUAAUGAUUUUUUUUUUCUUCAAAUACAAUUGCAAAUGCAAGGUGUAGGGAGAUCCAGUAUCAAAUACAGCAGAAUAGUUAUGGAGGGUGCAUUUGGCUUGGGCAAGUGGGCACUAGGACAAUAACAAGCGGUCCUGUUGCUUGAAGGCAGGAAAACGUCAGUUUUCCAAAGGAAUCUUUUGACUCACCCUUCCCUUGGAGUGAUAGUUCAUUUUGCUGCCUUACUUGAAGAGAGCUUAUGUCUUGCUUGGGCUCUUGUUGGUUUGUUUUACUUUUAGGAAGUUUGGUGGUUUGUGAGUGGGAUGAAUGUGUAAUUGGUCAGGUGAGGACAAUGACGAUGGGAGUGGGAUUUUUUUACUGAUUCCCCAUUCCCUGUGUAGCGCCCCCUCCCCAAAUACGCUCUAGGAUCCUUUGGAACAAUGUGGGAGGCAGUGGUGGUCAGAGGACUGCAUUUGGGUUGUCUCUUAGUGCAGACCCAGGUCAUUAGGCCUGAGCUUCUGCAGCCGCCACUCACCACAAACCACUAUUGGCAGAAUUGGCAGCUUUAAAUGUGCAUUGUAUAUUGGGCUUCCUUCCAUAAUGUUUCCCUUUGAAAUGUUUAAGAUAACCUUUUUUGUUAAAUGUGCAUCCUGUACUUGAUCUCCUUUUAUAAUGUUUUAUUUUGAAAUCUUUAAGAUAACAUUUUAGUUUCCUGUUGAUUAUGUUGGUUUGAAUUUAUACUUUAUAUUUGAUAUUCUGGAUUGAUUUCUUUGAUGUUUUAAUGUAGGUUGUAAACUACUUUGAGAUUCCCCCCCCCUAAAAAUAUAAAGUAGUAUAGAAAUGAAAUUAAUAUAUAACAACAAAUAAAUACAAAGAAACAAACAAAUGAGAGAAGAAAACCCUACACACCUCUCUCCACUGGAUCAAAAAGUCUUCCAUCAACGGAAGAACACAAUUUAAUGCAAACCAACCUUAAAAAUCAAGGCUUCCUGUAAUUCAUGCAAUGAGAAAGGGAUUUUUACUAGUUUUAGGAAAAUACUUCAGUAUCCAAUGCAAGUACUACACUACAUAAAAUGCCCUCUAAAUAUAUAAUUUAGAGGGCAUUUUGACUCAGGCUGUUAUCUGUUAUCUUUGCUUUCAAUACUACAAUUGGCUUGUGAAGACUAAAAAUAAUACCUGCGUUUCGUUGACACACAGCGCACUGUGAACAGAGAGGAACUGUUGAAACAAGCUGAAUCGGUGAUGCAGGAUCUGGGCAGUUCAAGAGCAAUGUUGGAAAUCCAGUAUGAGAAUGAAGUAAGUAAUGACUAUAGCUGCCUGUCCCCGCAUGCACGGGUAAUUGUUUAUUUCCCAGUUACAAGGAAGUUCAGCAGUAGUCUAGAGUGAUCCUGUUGGCACAUCAGUCUAAGUCAUGGUUUGCCUAGCUUGCCGUGGUUUUUCUGAACAUCUGAAGUCAGCUAACAGAUCAUAUUUUGCUUUCUGUUAGUAUGGCAAGCUCACAGCAGCGUAGCCACCUUGACAACUAUGGGGCUGUCUCAGUACACUGUGGGCCUGACACAUGCUGCAGAUCAUUUCCUCAACCUGGUUUUUGCUGCAGUUCGGCCUGAAGAUGGUGCCAUAGAAUUGUAAGGCUGAAAUAGACCAUGAAGGUCAUCUGGUCCAAACCCUUGCAGUGCAGGUUUGGUAAUCAGGGGUCUUAGAGUCACAUUUUUGUCCGGGUUGUUGAACCAUAGCUUGUUUUAAUUAUGGUUUGGUGUAACAUGUGAGCUCAACAUUUUAUUAGGCCACCUCAGAUGUUUGUCAAGCUACAUAGCAGCUAAAAAGCAAACCAAGCUUUGGAGGAACAAGUUGUGGCUUAUUUGUUUGGUUUAGAGUUAUAUGGCUUCUGUGGAAAGGCUCGCCAAACCCUUAAAGGAUUCUGUUCAGAGUGUUACAAGCAUGAGGUUUUCUGUCUACAAAUAGGACUGAUGCCCUCUGAUAAGAUAGAAUAUGGUGCCAAAAUAUUUCUGAAAGGAUUGCUUGCAGUUUGCCCUUCAUUCUUUUGAAGCAAAUCAAAAUCCCAGCACUGUCUUGGUACUCUCAUACUAUAGUUGUAGCAUGCAACUCUGAAACCAAAAUCAGGUGUCCAGUUGUGAUACAAUGAUGCUUUUUCCAGUACAGUGAUUACACACCUAUUUUCUAUCCCUGCUCCAUCUUUCAAAGCAUCAUUCAGAGUCCCCUGCAGCAAUAUCAAUAUGCAAAUGUUUUAAGUUCUGAAUUAAACAAUUUGUCUAAAACCCCCCCGAGUUUAACAUAAUUAAGCCGCUUCUGUUGCACAUUUCUGCCAACAAUUCCUCCUCUACCUUCAUUCCUGCAAUUAGCAUUUCUUGUUGCAGAAAACAUGUUUGGACUUUUUACAUACAUCUCUAAAUUACUAUUCUUUUCUCAAAAGGUUGGCACUGGUCUUGGACCCACACUGGAGUUUUAUGCACUUGUAUCUCAGGAACUACAGAGAGCAGACUUGGGCUUGUGGAGGGGUGAAGAAGUUACCCUUGCUAAUCCUAAAGGUAACUACAAUGAUCAUCUUGAUAUUUUCAGAGGGUGGAAUUUUCAAAGCUUAUACUGCAUUGUUGCAGGAGAUUAAAUUGUAUCCUUUACGUGUAGCUUUAAAGUAUUGAAAGGAGCUCCAUAAACCAUCCUUUAACAGAAACGUAGAUAUUAUCAAUGGAUUAUACUUGCUUUGACAUACUACUAACCUUUUGCUCUAUUUUGGAGCAAGAUAAUGCAGUUGCUGUUGUAACCCUAUGUUGUAAGCUGACUGCAUAUCUAAAUGUAGUUCAUCUCCUUGAGUUAGUGUUUUAAAACUAGACCAUUAGUUUGAGCCAACUUAUAACUUUGACUUGUGUAUAAUUCUACUGUUUGUGUUUCAUUAAACAGGAAGCCAAGAAGGGACCAAAUAUAUUCAUAAUCUUCAAGGUCUGUUUGCACUUCCCUUUGGCAGAACAGCUAAACCUGCUCAUAUUGCUAAAGUUAAAAUGAAGUUCCGUUUUCUGGGAAAACUGAUGGCAAAAGCAAUCAUGGAUUUUAGAUUGGUAAGAGUGGAACUGGUUUUAAAUUUAAAGUAGCCUCUGCUAUACAGUAUAGCCUUCAAGCUGAAAUUGCAAUUCUAAAAGCCUGGCUUCAAGGUUCUAGUUGUGAAAAACAUACUGUUGGAAGUAGCAGCUUCUGAAUUUAGAUGGCUAAUACAUAUUAAUGAUCCCCAAAUGAUUAGCUACAUACAGCAAUGGCUCUCUUGUGCAUUAAAGUAGUCUUCAGCUUAAGUAUGUUAAGUAGUGCAAUAAUAGAGUAAUUGGAAACUUAAUACUUAAACAUCAUCCAUGGCAUUUAUACAAAUGGCAUAUACUAGAUUAAUAGCAGGCAAAGUGCAAUUUAGCCUUUUUCAGUUGUUACUUGGUGGCGUGCGGGUAUGUAGAGGUUUACACGUCCCUUUAAGUUUUGUUUUCAGAUAAAGGGAAACUGUUUUUUCCUUCUAGGUGGACCUUCCCCUUGGCCUUCCUUUUUACAAAUGGAUGCUGCGACAGGAGACGUCGCUAACAUCUCAUGACUUGUUUAACAUUGAUCCUGUAGUAGCCAGAUCAGUAUACCAUCUUGAAGAAAUUGUGCGGCAAAAGAAAAGACUUGAACAGGAUAAAUCGCAGGUAGGUAUAAUUAUAGAACAGAAGAUGCCAAAUGUAUCCAUCUGUCUUUCUUACUUGGUAGCUAGACCUGUGGCAAAUAGUAGUCCAUUUGAUGGCUGCCUUGGCCAUGGCUUAAGUGGUAGACGGAUUACAGACUGGCAAGAAGUGAUUUCCGUACUGUAUUUUCAUAGUUUAGUUCUCAUAGUUUACUUCUAUAGUUUUCAUAGUUUACUUCUAUAUUCAAAAUUGUAACCUGGUUAAUCUAAACUACAGUUAACUUAUGAAACUGGUUUGAUUCAACUAUCAUUUGAAGUUGACUUGUUUCAGCUAACCAUUGUUAAGAUUAACCACAGUGUGUUCAGGGUUUGAAUGACAUUUCCAAGCUUCUCCUUGUGGCUGCAGCAGAGAGCAUGUAAACCUGAGGCUCUCUUCAGCUUGUUUUCAUAAAAUCAAAUUCAAAUUGUGGUUUAGCAUUUAACUUUUUAUCCAAUACAAUCAGUGUUUUACAUAAACAUGCCUGCACAAAUCUUGGAUUCAUGCCUCAUCCCCUCUCUUUUGUGUGAAUAUUUAAAAGCAAUGAAGUGCUUUCAAGUAAUGAAAAGAGUGCUUUCAGAUAUCCAGCCAUAGUUACCUCUGACACCUGACCACAGGAACUGGUUGAGAACAAGCAGAGUUUAAACUCCACUUGAAAAACAUGGUUUUAACAAACCACAAUUCCCAAGCUUUAAUGUCUUGGAGAACUGUGAUAAGUUUAAAAUGGCCUUUGCAAGAGGGUACAGCAUGUUUUAUUGUUGUACUUGGCCAUACUUACAUUUUGUGAAUGCUGCUAGUCAGUUUCCUGGUAAUCUUGUGACCUAUAUGCAUAGCUAAGGCUAAGUUGAAUGUUAAUGGCAUCUUAUUUUCUUGGAUUUUUACUUUAUAAUUGUGUUGAAGCACUUGGGCCUGCUGAUACCCCGUAAACAACUUUUAAUAAAGUGCAAAUAACUCAGUGUUGUGCUUAUCUAAUCCUUCCAACAGAACACACCUUUUUUCUUACUUGAUGAAAUUCUCCCCCCUAUCCUUCCCCCAUGCACUGUUCUAGGGGUUCUUCUGACACCCCUUCCCCAGCAGAUUUCAGGGAGAUGCAGGGGAAUGCAGUGGGGAGGAAGGGUCUGUUGUGCCAGCAGGAGCCCUUCUGCUGGCUUCCACAAUCGUGGAGUUAAAUGAAUGUUAGCCACUUUAUGAAUAUUACACUAUAGAAGGCUAGACCUAAAAUUUCUAAGUUGUCACAUUUUAUCUUUAGACCAAAGAAAGUCUACAGUAUGCGUUGGAAACACUGACCAUGAAUGGCUGCUCAGUAGAAGAUCUAGGGUUGGACUUCACCCUCCCAGGCUUUCCAAACAUAGAGCUGAAAAAAGGAGGGAAAGAUAUACCUGUCACCAUCCACAAUUUAGAAGAAUAUCUCAGAGUAAGUAACAAGAAUGUUGGAAGGGUCUGCUGGGUCCAGAAGUCUCCCCCCCUUUUUUUUUACUAGAGUAUUAACUGCAAACAACAAUGACUGGUCUAUAUGCAUUACCCUAAAGUAUUGAUUCACAUUGUGUUGAAGUUAGUAACCAAAGUCCCAUAGCUCUGAACAGGUCAGGGCUCCCCAAGAGAUGUGACUAUUUGAACAGUGUAAAUGCAGACCAAAUAAUUAGCAGUUUUUCCCUAACUAGUAACUGUGUGUAUAUGUGUGUUAGUACAGUGAGUUAAUACAUUUUUCGAGAGAGCCAUCUAUAGUUGAAGUGUCUACCUAACUCUCUAGUACUGGCUUAAUUUUAAUUUUACGCCCAGUAAGACGAAUGUACCAACUUAGCCACAAUUAGAAUUGUUGUUGUUGUUCUUCACGAGACCAGCUUUGCUCUCUUGGUGACUAGCCAGUCCUGAAAACAUUGCUGGCCUUUUACUUUACUAUUUUCAGUAACUGGAAAAUAAAGGGUGUUGUUGACUUGAAGGACAGUUCUCAACCUUGCUUUCUUUUUCUACAGUUUAGGUACUUUAGUUUCUUCUCCCCGGAUCAUCAUCUUUCUUAAUAAUAAUGCAUUAUUUAAAAUUGCUGUAAUUUUACAGUUAUGUGUUUCUCUGUGUGUGUUUUUGCAGCUGGUUAUCUUCUGGGCACUAAAUGAAGGCGUUUCCAGACAAUUUGAUUCCUUCAGAGAUGGAUUUGAAUCGGUCUUCCCCCUCAGUCACCUUCAGUACUUCUAUCCUGAGGAGGUUAGUACCCUUAUGCCAGGUGCAAUAACUUGGUUCAUCUGACCUGCUUGCUCAGCUUUUGAUGGUGUGCAUGUUGGCUCCCUCGGCCAAUAAAGCGAGAUGAGCGCCGCAACCCCAGAGUCGGUCACGACUGGACCUAAUGGUCAGGGGUCCCUUUACCUUUACCUUAUGCGAGGAGCUGGAGUUCUGUAGGAGGGUCCAGGAGUCUCUUAAUACAAUUUUCUCAGCACCCUCAUAAAUACAGACGUAUCUUUGAAUGCGAAUGGAAUCUGUUCCGGAUGUCUGUUCAACUUCCAAAACGUUCAGAAACCAAAGCACUGCUUCUGAUUCGCUGCAGGAAGCUCCUGCAGCCAAUCAGAAGCCGCUGAAGCCCCGUUGGACGUUUAGCUUCCAAAAAUAGUUCACAAACCGGAACAGUUACUUCUGGGUUUGUGGUGUUAAGGAGCCAAAAUGUUCAAGAACUAAGCUGUUCGAAAACCAAGGUACGACUGUAUACUGUUUCCAGACUUACUGUGGUAGUCAUGAAAUUCAAAUCAUUUCUAACUUUUCUAGCCUGUUGUACUUAAAUAUUCAAUGUAUGUAGAAAAGAAGUACAUAAAAGGACUGUAACUCUCACAAAAUACUUAAUUCUAUAUAUCAUAGUUUGGUCCUGAAUAUUUUAUAUUAAAAAUUCAGUAAUUAUCCAAAGAGAUUUGGCUUACUGUGUUUGAAACAAAGUUGAUUUUAAGUUUUGGAAGAAAUGAAAGGAGUGGAGAGGAAGGACGCCUUCAAAAAUUUGGAUUCUGAGUUAGAGAAUCAGAGUUAGCAUGAAGCUUCAUCUCUGAAGUUUGGUUAGGUGGUAGUACUUUUAGCCUGUGUGCAGGGAAUUGUAUUAGUCAUGUGAUAAUUCAACAACAAAUUGAUGUUCUCUCUUCUCUCUCUCCCUCCCCCCCCCCUCGGUUCCACUCUGGCAUUCUAUGUUGUUAUAGCUGGAUCAGCUUCUGUGUGGUAGCAAAACAGAUACUUGGGAUGCAAAGACAUUGAUGGAAUGUUGCAGGCCAGAUCAUGGUUAUACACAUGACAGGUAAUCACAAAGUAAUAUAAUUUGUUGCUAGUUGGCAGUGAUCUAAUGUGUGGAAUGUCUCAAACAGCUUUUUGUGCUGUAGCUUUAUUAAGAUAACCACUUGUUGAUUCCUCAGUGGAUCUUCUGUUUAACAAUCUCUAUCCCCCCCUUUUUUUUUUAAUUCUAGUCGUGCUGUGAAGUUCCUGUUUGAAAUUCUCAGUAGUUUUGAUAGUGAGCAGCAAAGAUUAUUUCUCCAGUUUGUGACUGGUAGCCCUAGACUGCCAGUAGGAGGUGAGUGUUUUUAUAAUAUUGGCUAAAAGCAAGUGCAAAUGCAAUAGCUAUAUUCAUAAGUUGAAAACCGUAUUUACUAUGUUGAAUCCUCCAAAGUAAAAACUCUGUUGUGCUAUAAGCUAGUAGAAGUCUAUCCUUCUGAACUGUGUACUAAUACAACGACUUUGAUUUAAGAGGGAUGGGGAACCUGUGACCUUCAAACUCCCUCCAUUCUGUCUGUAGGCUGUGCUGGCCAGAGCCGAUGGUAGUUGGAGUCCAAAAACAUUUAGAGGGGUAACUGGUUUCCCUUCCCUGAUUUCAAAAUAAAGUCAUUGACAGUCAAUUGGCGCAUGUACACAAAGCCUACUGAGUUCAAUAAGACUUAGCUCCCCAUUAAGUAUGCAUUGGGCUGCAGUCUUACUUAGCCCAGUGCAUAAGAACCUAUAAUAAAAGCUGAGCAUCCCUGUGUUUUGCUAAUAGACAUAAAGGUGAGUGUUAACAUUAUGUUCUACUUGUCUAGGAUGAGUUGCUAUUGUCUCUAGGCAAAGACUCAAUUUGUCACACCGGUAGAACUUCAUAUGGAAUGACUGUACUAGUAUGAUAUAUGACUAAUUGUGGCAUUUGCUUCGUUAAGAGCCUAAAAUUCUUGGCUACUGGGAGAGGAGCAGAAAUGAUGCAUAAGCAAACUUGGUUGGAGCCCCACCAUGGUUGCUGCCUGUCCCUUUGUUGUUAAAACAUCUGCUUCCUCUUUAAUGUUAGAGGCCAUCUGUGUGCAGCUUCCAAAAUUGCUCUGUGAAUGACAAGCUAUGAAGACUGCACUCAUGAUUCUAGAGUUAGAAUUCUUUAUAUUAAACAAGAGUGUACCACAUGCACAACUGACAUUGCAGUGCUACAGAGGCAGGCUACAUUGGAGCCCAUAAGCCUUUUAAUGCUAGAAGAGUGAGUGAGCAGGUGAUUUUGCAGGGGUGAGGGAUUCCGUUUUCACACGGCUGAGUUAAUCCACCUAAGUAAUACAGAAAGCAGCAAGAAGAAUGCAGUCUUUUUCUGAGACCAAUAGCUUAAUGCUCUUAAACUUUCUUAAUAUUAAAUCUGUUGUGAACUUCGUUGUUUUUUUCUUCUUAGGCUUUCGGAGCUUGAAUCCUCCACUUACAAUUGUACGCAAGACAUUUGAGUCUACAGAAAAUCCAGAUGACUUCUUACCCUCAGUAAUGACUUGUGUAAACUAUCUCAAGUUGCCAGACUAUUCAAGUAUUGAGAUAAUGCGUGAAAAACUCUUGAUAGCUGCAAGAGAAGGGCAGCAGUCAUUCCAUCUUUCCUGAUCACAAUGAAAAAUGCAAUGUCUGCCUGUUACAGCAAAAAGAGAAUCAUGAUUCUUUUCUAAAUGUAUCAUCUGAGUCGAGGAAACGUAACGCCUCCUUGUAGAAAACGGCUUGCAGAUUAUAAACAAAGACACUAGGUUGAUACUCAUUAAAGGCCCCAUGGACUUAAAAGUGAUCAGGCCCUAAAGUUGUUGUGACAAGGUUUCUUUAGCAAGUUCUUGUUUUAAAUUAUCAUUUAUCGAUGAGUGAAGUUUAACUUGCUUUGCUGUGUGAAAUUUAAAAAGGGAUGUUUUUUCAGGCUGGAACAAUAAAUGUUGCUGUGCAGUUUAAUACUGGGCUGUGUGUAUCCAUCUAGCCAAGUCUGCAGUUUUUUCCUCCCAAAGACAACUUUGUACAUAAGUACAGAAAUUGAAAAACAUGUAUUGGCACAUCUAGUUAAGUAGACUAGUUCUGUGUACCAUCACUUGCCCCUGAUUUCCCUCCCUCAUGUAUUGUCUGAUGUGCAAUCCACAUGGCUCUCUGUGUACUCCACUCACAACAAUUGUUACAUUUUGGACAUGGGCAUUUACUGGUCCAUGUUUUCUCAAAUUAAGAAAUAAUUUAAUUUUAUUAAAUAUAUUGUCAAUAAUUCCGCCUUUGUAAGUAGGUAGAAUCUUUCUUAUAGCUUAGUUUAAUGUAGUAGUAGGAUAUAUUGGCUACAAUCUUUACCAGAAAAUACUCUAGAACCAUUCACACAGUGAUUUAGGCAACAGCCUCUUACUGGUGGGCUAGGAUGAAAUUGAUUUUUCUUGUGUAGUUGAAAAACUCAACAACCGAUUGGUCUGGCCAAUAUUUAUGGUGUGGCCAGAGCAUUUUGAAUUGAUGUAAAGUUUUUUAUAAAGUUGAAUUAGUAUUUUCCUUCCCUGUUCAAUCCUUUCCCCUUGAUUUAAGUUUUUUCCCCCUGUACGUCCUCUUCCGUCCCCUAAGCCCUCCCCUAGCACCUUGCCCCCCAGCACUGGUGUGGAUCAAAACAGUUCAGCAUUUCUUUUGACACAGAUAAAACACAUGUAAGCAAUGCUCUGUCCGAUUGUUUUCUGUGCUGAUUUCUCAAAUCUGCAAUAAUUUACUUCAUCAGGUUAAUGUUUUUACCUGAAUAUAAAUAAAGUUUGCUUCACCUUUUUGUUCAUAGUUCUGUACUGUAUGCAUAAGUUCAAUUGUGUAAAUUAUUCCAAUGCAAGUAAAUCAUCUUAAUUCUCCUUGGCUAGCUAGCCACCUUGUCAUGGAUGAUUUACCAUUAAAACAAGAGUUUGCAAGAUCUGGUAUUCUUUUAUUUUUAUAUGAGUUCAAAAACAAGACUAUUCCAAAACAUUCCCGAGAUGUACAUCCUGUAUAGUUCAUCUCUUAAAUGAAAAUCUGACAGCGAUUACUUUAUUCAACUUUGAGAAAUCAAAAUAAAACACUUGAGUGCUGUUAAUUUGGUUGGAUGAUCAGGGUAGAAUAUCUAUGAAACAUCAGCAAGUUUCCUUUUCAGACGAAGAACCUGUAACCACACAAUGUACUUCAGUACAUGUAACUGACAUUCUCUUUUAAGUUAAUGUUCACUGAAUUAAAUGGGACUGGCCAUACUGUGCACCACUGAACUGUGAUGGGAAGCUGAAUGUGAAAUCCUUGUGCAAAGACUCUGAGCAGUCUGUCAGAUUAGAACUGAAUGGAAGUGCGUCACAGUGGACAUAACAAUUGGUCAUGCAGAACAUGGCUAGCAUUUCGUAGAAACCGAAAGGCAGUGUUAAAAAGUAUGGACUGGUAUUUAAAAACUGUUCUGAUAACGCUAUCAAAACUUGGCACAAAAGACUCGUGUUUAUAGUGUGUUGAUAGCAACUUGUUCUUUUUUUUAAGGUUCUAUAUUUUAAAAAGACUGACUUAUGUAAAAAUAUUUUGUAUUAAAAUAUCAUCUGUAUUGAUAUUUUUUUACCCAUGUUGUCUCCCUACAGAACCUGGCUUUCAUUGACUUGUAGUUCUUAAAUUUAAAUAGUUUAUACUAGCAAUCCAGUGCCUGAAAGUCCAUGCGGCUUGGGGGGCUGCCAUUUGAGAAAAGCAUGUCUGUACACUUAGAUAUGGGGCUGGUGGCAGCUAAAGAUUGUAUUAAAUGCAACAAACACAUGUAUCUAACAGAAUGGCUCGUGAUGAAGCCUAACUCUGGCAUUCUGGAUGUUUGUAGAAAAUGCUUGCAAACUCUGGUUUCCCAGAGCAUAAUGUGGGGCACUGAUUGGUGUCCUGAAUGACAUAUCUCUGCAGUUAAUAAAAGGAUUGACAAUAACCGCUUUGAAGAGAUCAGUAAUGCUACAGAUACAGUCUUUUAUGGGUUGCUAUAUUACCAGUUUUCUGUAGGUUAUCACUGUUACCAGGAAUAAAAUGCUCAUCUCAAACUAG